AUGGUAAGGCCAUUUCUCUUCUCGUAGCAAAUACUGGUUUCAGUUUGAAAGCAUGUAAAGCUGUGCUCGUCGUUUGCUUAUUAUUGUAAUGAGGGAUCUAGGUCCUCAAUGCUUGUGGUUUAAAUGUUUCAUGGUUUGUUUGUUUUUAAAUGAAAACAUUGGCCAGGUUGUGCUUUGUAUUGUAUUUUGAGGAGCAAUUAAAGAUUAUGGAUUUGGUCCUGCUGUCACUUGUGUGUGGCUGAGUUCCACUGAUUCAGCGGGACGUAUACAUGAGUACCUAUGCAUGGGAUUGUAGUCUAUAAUAACCUUGUUACAAUGUAUGACCAAGGUAAUUUGGCUGUUGAAAAGUGGCCUUCUACUAUCUCUGAUCCCUGCAUAAGACAAACUGGUAAUAAAGAAGAAGACGACUUGUCUGGCUUUUCUGCUGUGUUAGACUUGGAUUCUACAGAUACUAGACAGGUAAAGAAAGUUUGUGGGUGGUCACCACUCAACUUUAUGACAAUGAAACCAUUUCCACAGCCAUUUUCUCAGCACAAUUACUUGCAGGCUACAUGUGCAGCUGUAAUUGCAUGGAAAAAGUAUUGCGUGAGCCAUCGGUACACUAGUCCCCCGUUGCAGCAAUUUCCACGAUUGCGGCAGUACUUUGUGCUGUCACUCCUGUGGAGGAAAUCACUGCAACGUGCGUUUGUGAACUUUUAGUAAAUGCGAUGUUUCUCCCUACAUGAUCAUAUGCUUGGAGGUAGCGAGUGUACAGCAAGUGACAAUACACUGAAACAACAAAACAUCCCUAAGCUACAAAAGCAAUCUAACAUUAGCAACUAUGCACAGUAGCCCAUUCAAAUGACAGCUCUGAGGACUGAUGGGGUGUGUAUAGGAGGCAGCAGGUCACCAGAUUGUAGAAACAGUGGGAUUUUCCUCUUUAGGAGUGGAACCUUAAGCAAACUUACGACAAACUCAGACUCAUUGAAACCAAGUAGGUUUCUUUUUGAUUGAGCUGAAGGUUCCCUUGACGUAAAAAUAUAUCAUUCACACCGAUGGAUGCCUGUUGUAGUAGCAUUUUGUUACUAUAAUUUCUGGACAUCAAUAUAUUUUUGAUUGGCUGGACAAGUCAGACAAAAGUUGGAAUACCUGAAAUAUUGAUAAGACAUUAUGUAUGUAUUGUCCUGAGGAAUCACAGUGUGAGCAUGGGGGAGAAAGACAUGAAGCGAAACUCCUUUGUUUGGACAGUCAGUGCAUGAGUAAUAAAGACAGCAUAGAGGUGUUUUGUAAGAGAAUGGUUGCAGUUGUGUUGCAUCCUUUGCUGGCACCCGGGGCAUGUGCGCAUGCAUGCACAUGUACUGGGCAGGACAGGGGGCAGGGUGAGGAGGGUGAACAAAAUCGGCUGUGCCAGCCCAGCACUCAGCACUGACACCAUGGAGGGUUUGUGGGGCUGCUCUGCGCCGCUUGCCUGCCUGCCCACACAGGGCGGCCAUUCAGCAAGGGGGCCGGGGACAUGGUGGCAAGACAAGGCCAGAGGCCCCGAGCGGCAGGCAGGGUGGAACAGGGAUCCCUGAAUGGGUGUGCCUGGUUUACAAAAUUGUGUGCCAGGGGCUACAUCCUCUGUCCCCCCCCCCCAUGCUACAUCCCUGACUGGUUGUGCCUUGCAGAAUCUGGAAGUGUUCAAAUGUACAAGUCAAAUAGUGACCCAGAUGAUGACAUGGUGUGGUUACAGACUGGGGCAGAGGGUCAGAAGUUAUCAGAGCAGGAGAAAUAAGGGACAGAGCAGAAUGGUGUAAAUAAAUAAUAAAUAAAUAUUUUUUAAAUUUAUACCCCGCCCUUCCCGGCUCAGAAACCGGGCCCAGGACGGCUAACAACAAAUUUUAAACACUUAAUUGUGAUACAACAAAAAACAGCAUAAAAUACAGUAUAAAAGCGUGAAUAACAAUAAAGUUCUAAAAUCAAUUUAGGGGGAAAUCCAUCCAAUAAACAUUAGAUGAUCACCAGGGCUAGCUGGCUAAAUUAGUCCUAUUUGGGCCAGCAAGGAGGCCAGGGGAGAAUAUUGAAAGCCAGGAGGAAUAGCUCUGUCUUACAGGCCCUGCGGAAGGAGGUUAAAUCCAGCAGGGCCCUGGUCUCAUAGGACAGAGCAUUCCACCAGGUCGGAGCCAUCACUGAGAUAGCCCUGGCCCUGGUGGAGGAUAAUCUGACUUCCUUAGGACCCGGGACCUCUAAACUAUGGUUAUUCAUGGACCUUAAGGUCCUCUGCAGGGCAUACCAGGAGAGGCGGUCCCGUAAAUACAAGGGCCCUAAGCCAUAAAUACAAGGGCCCUAGGAGAAGUACAAAUGAAUUAAAAGGAGGUUAUAUGGGAAAGUACAGCAACUAGACUUGGGGGAGGUGCCAUUUAUACUUGUUGUGGAUGCAGAAGGUCCCCAAUUCAGUUCUCAUCAUCUCCAGUUUACAGAAAUGGGUGGUGGAUAAUGAGAAAGAUCUCUGCCUCUCCCAUAGACCUUGGAGAGCCACUGCCAGAAGUCUAAGGACACUGUCUUAGAUGCACUAAUAAGGUGACCUGCUACAAGGCAGCUUCCUAGAACACAAGCAAAAGCUGCAGUUCCCAGCACUCUUAAUAAACGUUCCCAAGAUUCCUUGGGGGAAGUCAUGUGCUUUGAAGGUAUGGGGUGUACACAGUCGAGGAUUAAGCACAGAAGGUUCUGCAGCAAAAGUCUGGGGAGGCAGUAUAUCUGAAGAUCUCUGCUGGAUCUUCUUUUCCAGCAUCCUGUUCUCACAGUCACCAACUGGACGCCUAUGCAAGCGGAACAUGAGGUCAACAGCACUCUCCCCACACUGAUUCACAGCAACCGAUAUUCAGACAAAUAUUGACUCCAACAGUACAGAGUGAACAUAGUCAUCCUGGCUAGUAGCCACUGAUAGUCUUAUCUGUUAUGAAUUUGUUGAACCCCUUUUAAAAUCAGUGGCCAUUACAGUGGUACCUCGGGUUAAGUACUUAAUUCGUUCCGGAGGUCCGUUCUUAACCUGAAACUGUUUUUAACCUGAAGCACCACUUUAGCUAAUGGGGCCUCCUGCUGCCGCCACGCCGCCGGAGCACGAUUUCUGUUCUCAACCUGAAGCACUAUUUCUGGGUUAGUGCAGUCUGUAACCUGAAGCGUAUGUAACCUGAAGCGUAUGUAACCCGAGGUACCACUGUACUAUAGCAGGCAGGAGUGAAUUCCAUAGUUUAACUAUUUAUUAUUAUUAUUAUUAUUAUUAUUAUUAAUCGCUGUGUGAAGAGAGAUCCCCUUUCGUCUUUUCCUGAAUCUUCCAAUAUUUAGCUUCAUUGGAUUGACCCCAAGUCCUAGUGUAGGUGGGAUAAAACUACUUAUCUACUUUUUCUAUACCAUGCCCAACUUUAUACACCACUAUCAUACCCUCUUACUCACUUUUCUUUGAAACUAAGAAGCUCCAAAUGUUUUCACCUUUCCUCAUAAAACAUUUGCUUCAACCCUUUGGUCACAUUGGUCGCCCCUUUCUGAACUUUCUCCAGCUCUCCCCUAUUUGGUGAGAGGACCAGAACUGUACAUAGUUUUCCAAGAAAGAGAGCAUGCUGUGGUUCUCAAGGAAUCUAGGGUUGCACAGACACCUCUGGUGUUGGUGCAACAUUGAAAAAACAUGGUUGGGAGAGGUGAUACCGAAGUUCCAUCUGAGACGGUCCAUUCGCAUGCACAAGUCACUACCAGUUCCUGGAGUGAUCAAAUAGUGAAUAUGCUUGGCCCUUAGUCCUAAACCGAGAUGGGGAAAAAUAUAGCUGCUUGUAGUACAAGCAACCCCCUAAUUAUACACAUUCUUCUAUGCAAUCCUGCUUACUAUACAUAUUUUUGCAAAUACUUUUGCCUAAUUACACAAUGCAUUUUUUUGUAUAUUAACUUCACUCAUAGAUACAUACGCUUCCCCCCAUUUUGUAUACAAUUUUCGGUUGGAGAACCAUCAGAGCAGUGCAAAUUUCAAAGGAUAGCUGCUUUGUGGUUCACUCCCCCCCCCCCCGGAAAUGUGAAUCAGGCAGGUUCACAUUAAAAAGCAAAUUGAAUUCCUUCCCCAUUCAUAUGAUGGUGCGUACACAGUAAACCAUUCACUAUGUUUUCUGUGACAUCCGAGUGCCCUCAGUGAAGGAUCUUAAAUACCACGAAAUACCAUUCCCUUUGAAGAGGAUUUGAGAAGAGAGAGGUACCGAUAAUUCCAUGAAAAGCACAAGAGAACAGGGCAGACUUUGCCUGGCUCUUUAGAAAGAAUAAAGAUGGUGUCAGGCGAACAUGCCUAGGGUGUGAGUUCAAAUGUUUAGGGGCCACCACAGAAAAAGCUCUUUCAACAACAGCCAUCCAUCUGACUUCAAAGGACAUAGGAGGAAAAGAUAAUAAAUGAAACACAUUUGAGAAAAUCAUUAUUACAGUUCUUGUUUGUUUGUUUGUUUGUUUGUUUCAUUCAUUUAUGAAUCGCUUCCCAUGAAGGACUUGCUAAAAAGGCAUGUUUUCAACAGGUGCCAAAAGCCCAAUAGAAAAGGUGUCUGAGGAAGUUGUAAAGGAUAGGAACCACCACACUAAAGGACCGAUUCCAACAUUGUGUGGCGCAAACUCUGGAUAGGAUAGUUUUAAGCAUUUCCUGUGGUUAGAACUGAACGUUGAGGCAAAUUCUGACUUACGGCACUCAAUCCAGUGAAAAGUGAGGUGAAGCUAACAUGUGACUAAAAACAAUUCAUGUGAGUAAAGGUUUUGUCAAGUUGGGUUCCUUCAUUGUCAUGGCAGCAGUCAUUAAGCUUGGGGCAUAAUUCCUUUUUUCCCCUUCUAAACAGAGUCACUUUAAUAACAUUAUUUUUGCUCACGUAAAUCUUUCCUUACUGUGUAAUUACAGCAAGCAAACUAGGUCAAUAACAGAUAUCUCAGUUUUUUAAGCUCUGUAAAUGCAUUAUUUAGCAAUCUUUUCCAACUGCAAAAGUUUACAAUUAAUUACAGGUCCAGAGGCACAAGUAAAUAUAUUUCAACAGAAGCUCGUAUUUUAAUAAUUUGUAUAUUUUUCAUAUAGCAAAAACUAAGGAAAAGUUCGAAGUUAGAAGGGUCAUUUACACUCUCCAAAGCCCUGAACCAGCAUGAGGGAUCCAAGUGUAAGCAGUAUUGCAAUGUUGAUGGGUUUUUUCUUUUGAGGGGUGAGGUUCAUAGUGAAGAAUAAUUUUGGGGUGGUAUGUGAUGUUUUCAUCAAAAGGGAGAAAAAUUUGCCCUUUGCUAGGAGAUUGUGACUGUCCCCAAGUGCUACAUCUCUCCUUGCGUGUCAGUCCUGAAGUUGGGAGAACAGUAAAUUAAGAUCCAGACUCCCUGGGAGAACAGGUCUGCCACAGAUGACUCCUAUUUUAAUAGUACAGUGAUACCUCGGGUUAAGUACUUAAUUCGUUCCGGAGGUCCGUUCUUAACCUGAAACUGUUCUUAACCUGAAGCACCACUUUAGCUAAUGGGGCCUCCCGCUGCCACCGUGUGGCCGGAGCACGAUUUCUGUUCUCAACCUGAAGCAAAGUUCUUAACCUGAAGCACUAUUUCUGAGUUCGCAGAGUCUGUAACCUGAAGCGUAUGUAAUCUGAAGCGUAUGUAACCUGAGGUACCACUGUACAUUCAUGAGAGUCAACUUUCAGCCAGAGAACUACCCAAGACAAGAGGCUUAAGCAAGCACACAUCUCAGCUGGUCCUCCAUACUGUGGUGUGAUGAUUUGUAUUUCUAUUUGCACUAUGGUAAUUGCAUUUUUAUGCAACUUUAGCCAAUGCAAAUAAGUAAGAAAAUCUGAGCCCUUUCUUUGAACUCUUUUUGAGAGAUGCACCUUUUUUUUAAUGAUGGGUAAGUGACCAACUUUUCUUGAUUUGGGGAAAGCUUAUGAACCCCUCGCUACAAUGGCCAAUGUGCAAAUUCUAAUUCGAGUACUAUAGAGAAACAGGAAUCCUGAAAUAACUUGAGUUUCCCUUACACCAACACAUAUAUUAAGGUCCGCAUGUUGCUGCUAGGUUCUAGAAGCAGGUCUGCAUUUUACUUUGAUUCUGGAUUCAUUACACAGGCUCAACUUUCCAGUUUGUUCUGCAGAUCAGUAGUGACAUGCAAGGAGCUUAAAACUGAAGCCUUAGAAGUGGUUCUUGGUGAUUUUCACUCUGAAUGUUAAUUUAUUUGUUGCUUUUUGGGUGAAGAGGAGACAGAGAAAACACUUGUGGAAUGGAAUUACUGGGGUGCAAUUCUUUUAUCUUGUAUUAAGGAGAUCUAGAUUCCCCAGGCAUCAUGAGACACCAGCCCCCACCCGGCCACAUCUUUGAAAAUGUAAUUUUUUGGCGUUUAACUGAGUCUGCAACACAUGAUUCAAAGGUGUGGAGCAGGAUUUGCUUACCUGAGGUGCUCCAGGUGUCCUUCAUAGAAUAAUAAUAAUAAUAAUAAUAAUAAUAAUAAUAAUAAUAAUUUAUUUAUACCCCGCCCAUCUGGCUGGGUUCCUGCAGCCACUCUGGGCGGCUCCCAAUCAAGUGUUAAAAACAAUACAGCAUUAAAUAUUAAAAACUUCCCCAAACAGGGCUGCCUUCAGAUUGUAGAGGUGGAAGGGACCCAAGGAUUAUCUAGUCCAAGCUUGCUCCAUCUUCCAUGUGACACAGCCCUUUAGAUAGUUGAAGAUGGCUAUCAUUAUCUCAACCCCUUCUCUUAUCCAGGCUAAACAUAUCCAGCUCCUUCAACUGCCCCUCAUAAGGCUUACUUUCCAGAUCCUUGAUCAUCUUGGUUGCCCUCCUCUGCACACGUUCCAUCUUGUCAACAUCCUUCUUAAAUUGUGGUGCCCAGAAUUAGACACAGUAUUCCAAGUGUGGUUUGACCAAGGCAGAACAGAGUGGUACUAUUACUUCCCUUGAGCUGGACACUAAACUUCUGUUGAUGCAACCUAGAAUAGCAUUAGCUUUUUUGCUGCUGCAUCACACUGUUGACUCAUGCUGAGCUUGUGGUCUACUAAGACCCUUAGAUCCUUUUCACAUGUACUGCUGCCAAGCCAGCUGUCACCCAUCUUCUAUUUGUGCAUCUGGUUCUUCCUGCCUAAGUGCAGAACCUUACAUUUGUCCCUAUUAAAAUUCAUGUUGUUAGUUUAGAACCAGUUCUCCAGUAGGUCCCAAUUUUGUCUUCUACCCCUCCAAGUUUGGUGUCAUCUGCAGAUUUGAUGAGCAUCCUCUCAAUUCCUUCGUCCAAAUCUUUUAAAAAGACAUUGAACAACAAAGGGCCCUGGACAGAACCUUGCAGUACCCCACUUGUCACUUUUUCCGGGAUGUUGAGGAACCAUUAGUCAUUUCCAACUCACAUCAGCCCCAACUGGCAUGGCCAAGGACAGGGAUCAUGGGAGUUGUAGUUCAGUAAACAUCUGGAGGGAGAAAGGUUGGCCUGCCCUGAUGUGAACAAGAUGCAGAUGUACUACUGUUUUUCCUUCUCGAAGCAUCUGGGCUCAUCCGUCUGCCAACAUAGUCGUUGUUAUCUGCUGGUGUAUCAUUACCAUGUUAAAAGUACAGUGGUGCCUCGCAAGACGAAAUUAAUCCGUUCCGCGAGUGUCUUCAUCUAGCGGUUUUUUCGUCUUGCGAAGCAACCCUAUUAGCGGCUUAACGGAUUAGCGCUAUUAGCGGUUUAGCGGCUAUUAAAGGCUUAUCGGAUUAGCGGAUUAGCUGCUAAAAGGCUAUUAAAGGCUUAGCGGCUUAGAUAAAGGGGGGGGGGAGUGAAAAAAAAAUCUCAAGACUCGCAAGACAUUUUCGUCUUGCGAAGCAAGCCCAUAGGAAAUUCGUCCUGUGAAGCAACUCAAAAACGGAAAACCCUUUCGUCUAGCGGGUUUUCCGUCUUGCGAGGCAUUCGUCUUGUGGGGCACCACUGUAUACAAUUUUUUAGGUAGACACUUAAAAUUUUAAGUGUAUGCCUAAAAAUGUAUUUGUUGAUACUCUUUAGAAUUUUAUCUUUAUUUAUUUAUUACAUCUGUGAAGCAUCUUGAGCACACAUUUUAAAUAUGUAAAUGUGACCGAUAUACUCCCCAAAAUAAAUGAAUGCAGUUAGAAGCAAAGAAGAAUGGAAAGGAGGGCAUUGGAAACAAGAUGGAACAGAGCAUGAAGAUUUUCUUGUAAAUGAUGAAAAAUGAAAAAGAAAAGAAAAUUAAAUUACAUUACAUUAAAAUUUAAAAGCACAUUUGCUGUGAUUAUGCAAAUGAAGUGGGGUUUCUGUAGGAAUGCCUUAAAGCAAUCCUAACCAUGUUUACUCAAAAGUAAGUUCCAUGGGACUUAGUCCCAGGUUAGUGGAGUCAGGAUUGCAGCAGGGAUUUUUGAUUUUGAAAAUCCCGAAAGACAAAUCUAGACCAGCAUGUGUGUGUGUUUGUAACUUCUGUAGUUGGGUAUUCAUUGUGUGCUUAUGCAGAUUUUUGAGAAUAUCCAUAAAUAAAUCCAAUGUGGUAAUGGAAAACUAUCCUGCUGAGAAAUAUCAAAGAAAGGCCAUUUAUUAUGUGAAAUUGGUGCAGAAUAUUAAUAGUGUUAUUUGUGCCCAAACUUGGAAGAUAUGACAUGAGCAGGUAAUUGGUGCCUUUAAUAAGGACACUGUAACUCUUCAAUUGGAAGUAAUCCCUCAAAAUUUAUAUAAAGAAGGGGGGAAAUGUUUGGGAAGGUGGGUGGGAAAGGUUCUUCAAAACAAAUCAGAAAAUGAAGGAAAUUCAGUUGAUCACUCUUGUACUAUCAAUAAAACAUUUUAUCCACCAGAGGGACAGCUUUUAUUAAGGCACCAGGCUUUUGGAGGAGAUGUAAUUCUAUAGCAGUACGUCCGUGAAGAUAAAUUGCACUAUGAAGUCUCUACCUGUGUGACUGGCGAAUGCUGCUCCAUGUGAAAUAGCAGCAGACAAUUUAAAUGAUGAAGAGCAUUGUUUUUCAGCCAGUUUAACUAGAUAUGAAAUUAUUAGAAGACAGUUUAAUUGAAUACAUUGUUCUUGCCAGAUACAACACCUGAAAAUAUAAGCUGGGUAUGCAAGAAUGCAAGCAUAAAUUUAACUGCUUUUGCACCAACCUUGGCCUGAUCUCCUCACUGAUUUUGGAGAUGGAGGUUGCAAUCCUAUGCACACUUAUCUAGGAUAGGUCCAAUUGAACUCACUGGGGCUUACUAGGGCUCUGACAUUAUACAACAUGCAUUUGGGAAUCCCAGGGCUUUUUGAAUUGCAAGGGAAAUCUAAACAGAGUUCUGUACCUCUUCAAAAAUCUGGGGGAACUGGGAAGGUGCAUAACUCUCUCCACAAAGAGCCACUUCCCAGGAAUAAAAUGCCAUGUUGCUGUGCAUUUAAUGACUUCCCAGGAUAACCUUAGCAUAUGCCAAGCGGCACAGGUUCUAUUGCUGCCUGGAACAAACCAUUGUCACUCUGGAGCUUGUGAAUUAAACCAUCACAGGGCAGGACCAAUUGUAAAGGCCAGGCGUAGGAACCUGUGGCCUGACAGAUACCGCUGGACUCCAACUCUCCCUCCUGUAAAAUUAAACCCAUGGGUGCCAACUCCAAGUUGAUGUCAUUUAUGUCAUUGUCAUUUAAAUGGUGUGUGCGCGCGCCAUGUCUUGUGAUCAAUUAUGCAGGGUGGGGCUUGCCUGGGGCCCCCAAUAUUGACGCUCCUGAUUCCACCUGAGACUUCUGAAAUGUCAUCAAGUCCCAUCAAGUUCUUGGCGACAAGAACAUUCUGUGGGCAGCUAGAUUGUCUAUUUUUAAAAGUUUAAAAGGAAGAAAUACAUUUCAGAAGAACAGACGCAGUGCUGAAGCCCUCAGACUGCCUUGUAGUUACCAUAUUUUUUGCUCUAUAAGACGCACCAGACCAUAAGACGCACCAAGUUUUUGGAGGAGGAAAACAAGAAAAAAAAAUAUUCUGAAUCCCAGAAGCCAGAAUAGCAAGAGGGAUCGCUGCGCAGUGAAAGCAGCAAUCCCUCUUGGUGUUCUGGCUUCUGGGAUAGCUGCGCAGCCUGCAUUCACUCCAUAAGAUGCACACACAUUUCCCCUUACUUUUUAGGAGGGGAAAAGUGAGUCUUAUAGAGCAAAAAAUACGGUACUUAAAACAAAAAAGUUUGCAUUUCCAUGCAGCUGUCUUAAGGAUUUCCCCCAAAAAUCCACAUGGAAAUGGGAUGAAACAGCCUUAGCCCCACCCUAACUGGGAUGGACCAGCUGUUAAUGGGGGGACAUUCAACCCCAGUCUGUCUUCAGUUUCAACAAGCUAGCGUCCUGCCACUUCCAGUCAGUGCAGAACAAUUUCUACUCACCAACUCAUAACAAGGCAACUGGCCAAUUACAAGUCUGUUACAUAAUUCUGCUAUAGCACAAAAGCUGAUGGUGAAUUUAAAUUAUUUCUUUGCAUUGAUCUUCACUUCAGGCGUAGAUGGAGAAAAAUCUAUAGAGCGUGCAUUCUUUGAAAAAAGGAAACAAGCCAAUUGCAUUUAAAAAAAAUAAAAUAAUAAUAAUAAUUUGUCAGGCAUCCUGUUACAUAAUUAUGAGAACAACCCAGAGAACAUGAGAACAGCCAGUACGAACUCUGUUGAAACUCAAAGUGGAAAUAGAGCAAUUAAAAAGGAAGUGGCGUACCCUUUGCAUCCAGUAUUGGAUUUAAGCCCAGUUCCUCAAACCAGAGCGCCAAUAUAGAAUCAUAGAAUUAGAAGGGAUCCUGAGAGUCUUAGGGUUGCCAUAUUUCAAAAGGUUGUUGAGCUUCUUCUUUUUUGAGUUUUGAGCUAUUUUCGGGAAAUCGCCAAAAUAUUGACUUCUGACAUGGGUUGCCAUACAGUAUGUCUGGAUUUUUUCCAGACUUCUGCGUUUUCAACCUGGACAAUGCUACCAAGUGCCAUUUUCCAACAAUGUCUGGGAAAUUCCAGAUGUAUGGCAACCCGAACAACCCCCUGCAGUACAGGAAUCUCAACUAAAGCAUCCAUGAUAUUUUUUAAAAAUCAUAAUUUUUAUUGAUUUUUCCUUAUUUCAUCUUAAUUUCAUACACAUAUUCACAAUUUAUGUUAUUUGCUCAGAAUGAGCUUUGACUUCCUUCCAUCUCUCUUUCUGACAUCCCUAUGACAUUUAACAUAUCUAUCACAUUCCCAUAAUCACUUCUUUAUCAUAUAUUAGCCUUAAGAAAUCACAUUCUUAUUUGUAAAUAUUUAAAAAUAAAUCAGCAUCUUAAUUUCUCAUUACAAAACAUUUCACGUUAAUGCUACAAAUGUUUUCAUAUGGGUACAAUUUUCUUUCCAAUAAUAAAUAAAUUUGCUCCAGUCCUUUUGGUAUUUUUCUUCAGGUCGAUUCCUAAUCCUCCCUGUCAGCUUCGCCAACUCCACAUGAUAGAUGGCCAUCCAAACUCUGCUUAAAAACCUCCAAGGAAGGAGAGUCCACCCUAUGAAGCAGAUUAGGCUGAGAGUGAGGGAGGGAGUGGCCCUAGGUCACUCAGUAAGUUUCAUAGGCAAGUGGGGGAUUUGAACCUUGCUCCCCCCAGGUCCUAGUCUGACACUCUAACCAUUAUACAGUGGUACCUCGGGUUACAUACGCUUCAGGUUACAUACGCUUCAGGUUACAGACUCCGCUAACCCAGAAAUAGUGCUUCAGGUUAAGAACUUUGCUUCAGGAUGAGAACAGAAAUCGGGCUCCGGCGGCACGGCGGCAUCAGGAGGUCCCAUUAGCUAAAGUGGUCUUCAGGUUAAGAACAGUUUCAGGUUAAGAACGGACCACCGGAACGAAUUAAGUACUUAACCCGAGGUACCACUGUACUACACUGGUUCAUGGUAAGAGUAUUUACUCACAGAGGAGACCCACUGAGUUCAAUGGAUUUACUCAGUGAAUAUGCUUAAGAUUACAAUUGUGCAACCCAAUCCUAUGCAUAUUUGCUUCAAAUUAAGACCCAUUCAAUUCAUUGGGGACUACUCCCAAGUAAGUUUCCAUUGGGCCACAGCCUUAAUUAGUGGGGAAGACAGUGUAAGGGAAAACUGCAAUUGGUGAGACUAAGAAUUAAGACCACAACAAUUUAUUUUCAAAGCUAUUUUGAUUCUGGUGUGUUCACAGCCAUAACUAAAGAAAAGAACACUAAAGAUUAUCUUUCAUCCAAACAAAGAAUGGCAGCUUCUGUUAAUUAAAUUAUAAUCAGUUUCACACUUUCCUUAGUAUCUCAUGAGAAUAAUCUAUAUUGAAUUUUUUGUGAUAUGCAAAUUUACUUAAAUGUAGUCGCUUAAUUAAUCAGUUAAAAGUCAGGUAAUAGUGCAAGCCUGGACAUGUCUAAUCAGAAGUAAGUUCUGUUUAGAUUAUUAUUGUCAGGGGAAAUGCAGCAAUAAAUCACACAGAGUACAUGAAGUUAACUCUUUCUUAGAAGAAACAAGGUCUCCUCAGGAGUGUCAGGCCUAAUGAGCACAGCAACUCUUCUGUGUAGGUCUUGCCCCUAUGAGGCAUUUGUGGAGACUGAAGGUCCCCAUUUUCCCACAGCUGCCUAAGUCUCCUCCUUUCCCAGAUUUUUGUCAAGCAAUCUGAGACUAUGCCAGUGUGCUUGCCUUUGCUCCUCCCACUUCAUCCCUUUCCUGGUUCUGGGCAACCAGGGGAGGGGAGUUUUUUUGCAGAAGGAGGAAGAGACACCGUUGCUUCUUCACCAGCCUGACUCAUCUCUGCUUCUUGGCCUCCCUCCUCUCUUGCUUCAGCUUCUGCCUCUGAUUCUGGACUUAUCUCUGCCCCAGCCUCUUCCUGCUCAUUAAACGUGGUUACCUCUUCAGCUUCCAACACCUCCUCCUUCCAGUCUUCUCCCUCUUCUCCCCCUGACCACUCAUCAUCGUCUCACCACGAAUCUCCGGGCUCUGAACCUUCUUCCCUUGAGGGUUGGGAUCUGCGUCCUUCAAUGGCAAUUAAUAUAGACCUCCUCAGCCGAAUUAGAUUUUAGUCUAUGACCUGCUGUUUAGAACUCUUCCAUAUAACCAAUAAUCUGGAGCAAAACUAAACUAAAUUUAGUUUAGUUAGUUUAUUGAAUUUGCGCUUCCAGGUGCCUCAGGAAACUCAAAAGGAGAGCAAGCCUCCAAAUAAAUCCUUUAAACUGCAAAGGGAAAACCUCCUUACAUCUUAAAUCAGUGGUGACAGCAGUGCAGGGCUUUGUUGGAUGUCUGGAAUAAGGAUGGAGGAGGAUUUUGGUUGGCUCCAAUCUUUGGAGCAAGCUUCUCCAGAGGCGGAGCUACCUGCUCCAGCACCCAGAGCGGUGUGGGGGCGGGGUUAGCCGACUGCACGGCGAGUGUCCCUAGCCUUCUGCCUCCCGUGUGGUGAGCGCCAGGGGAGGGGUAAUGCUAGCCUCCCGCCACCCUUGGCGAGCAUCCGGGGUGGCGUGUGGCGAUGUUGCCCCCCCAGGGAUGGCAACUGGAGCAGACCGCACCCCCCAACACCCCUCUUCCUCAGCCAGUGAGCCUCUCCAGUCCACAUCCAACAGAUCAUACAGUGGUACCUCGGGUUACAUACGCUUCAGGUUACAUAUGCUUCAGGUUACAGACUCUGCUAACCCAGAAAUACUGUUUCAGGUUAAGUACUUUGCUUCAGGAUAAGAACAGAAAUCAUGCUCCGGUGGCACGGCGGCAGCAGGAGGCCCCAUUAGCCAAAGUGGUGCUUCAGGUUAAGAACAGUUUCAGGUUAAGAACAGACCUCCGGAACGAAUUAAGUACUUAACCCGAGGUACCACUGUAGUUAGUUUGGAACACAGACAUGCAGAUUAGGUUGCACAGCUGCACACUUUUCCAGAACACAAUUCCUUUCAAGUUAAAUUUAUUUAUUUAAAUAAUUUGUAUCCCACUUUUUACUGUAUGCCUCCAAGUGGCUAACACCCACCCACCAUGCAGUAUACAAAAUUUAAAACAUACCGGUAGAUGAAAGCAAUAGAAACAUCAGAACAAUGUCAUGGUGAAAAGAGACCCUGAAAUACAUAGAAUUGUUUUAACCUGGCAUCUGACAUUUAAGAGGGGCAGAGCCUAUCUGACUUUUAAUGGGAGAGAGUUCCAUAGAUUUGAACCCACUACACUGAAGGCACAGCUUUUCAUUACUUGUGCGUAUCGCCAGUCGGUUUACCAGGUGACCUAAGAUUAGGCUCUUAGGGGAAGAGAGAGAUACUUAUUGCAAGGUAAUGGCUUAAUUUCGAGAGGAACGGUAAUAAACACAGAUGUUCAGAACACCUGUAAUUGCUUGUUUAAUUUAGAAUGGCAAUUUCCCCAUAUGCAGAAGAUGAUACAAAGCCCUUUACACUUAAGUGCCAUUCUGACACGCAUUUGGAAUAGAGGGAAUCAGUGGCAGGAAGCAGAGCAGCCAGGAGGAGAUGACUGCCCUUCUAUAUGGCUGAAUGAAUUAUGCUAUGCUGGAGGAAUUUACUCAACGGUGCCUGCAUUUCUAUGCUUGCUUGCUUUUUUCUUCUUUUUAAUUAUUGUGCCCUUAGUGUUCUUAAUUGCAUUUGUACACUUUUGUAUUUAAAAAAAAAUAUGUUUGCAUAGUCGUUUUUGUUGGGUACCUUGGCCUUCCCUCUCUCUCUCUCUCUCUCUCUCUCUCUCUCUCUCUCUCAAGGAAAGUUCACAUGUAAUUCAAACACAUUCAUGAUAUUUCAGAUUUUUCGCAUGAGAAGUUCUUUCAGGGACAUGAAAGGCCUUGCUGAGCUAGACAAAUUGGUACCAUUGUUGCCUCUACAAUGUUGGUGAAAACUUUUAGUCUGUAUUGUGGAACCGGCUUUACUUACCAAAUCCUAGAGGCUACUCACUCUGUUCUGCUCCAGCUUUUCCCAAUGGUCUCUUCAUUUGAGCAUCAAAUUGGGCACAUCCCUUUUCCCUGUCUGAAGUUUUGGAGGCGCUCAGGGCUGGCCCAAGACAUUUUGCUGUCUGAGGCAAAGGACAAGAUGGCGCCCUCUAAUCCUUCCAUGAAUCAAAGCUGAUUGGACUGACAGCUGUGAAUUCCCCACCACCACACACACAAAUCUUAUCUGUGGGUAGCAAUGUGUUUUUCUUCACUUACAUUAGGGGCAAACAUUGUCACACUUCAUUUGGGUGUUCUUAUUGUUGUAUUCAGAAGCCAUAUCUGAGGGCCAGUUCAUAUCAAGUGGAUGUAUGGAUGAUCCGUUGCAGACCGAAUUCCACAAUCAAAAUUCCAUUAUGACCCAAAACCCAAUGUUUUUCAACGGAGUCCCUAGCAGAGGUGAAAGAGAUGUACAGAAAUCACAUGGGAUGUAUGUGUUGGAGGACUGGCCCAUUUAAGCUGCUGGGGAGCUCAAAUGUUCGAUUGGUCCCCCAUGUCUCUGCAGCUGCAGGCUAACACAACAGCCUUUCCCUUCACAUGCUUGUUGUCAUACAGGAGUUGUUACUGUUGUUUCCAUCUGUAGGAGCAUAUCAGGGUUCAGUUGUCUUCAGCUGAAAUAAUAAUAAUAAUAAUUAAUAAUAAUAAUAUUUUAUUUACACCCUGGACAUCUGGCUGGGUUUCCCACCCACUCUAGGUGGCUCCCAACAGAAUAUUAAAAACACGAUAAAACACCACACAUUAAAAUGGUUGCCUUCAGAUGUCUUCUAAAAGUCAGAUGUUUAUUUCCUUGAUACCUGAUGGGAGGGCGUUCCACAGGGCUGGCGCCACUACCGAGAAGGCCCUCUGCCUGGUUCACUGUUACUUCACUUCUUGCAGUGAGGGAACCACCAGAAGGCCCUCAGAGCUGGACCUCAGUGUCUGGGCUGAAUGAUGCUGUGUUUCUGCAAAUAGCUCCAAGGUUCUUUUCUGUCUUCUUUUUUUAGUACAAGUGUUGACCAUCCAAUGUUUCCUUCCCUUUCCUGCAGUUAAUUGUGUUUUAUAAAUCCAUGGAGUUGGGUUUUUAUUUUUAUUUUUUGCAAAAGUUUUCUGUUUGUCUUUUCUUUACUGAAGAAUUGAUCUCGUGCCUCUUGCAUUCCUGCUGUUAUAAGAGAUUGAUUGGGAAACGUGGGAUCAGUCCGCCUGCAUGUACGUGUGGGGUGAACAAUACACUCUUUGCUGGUUCUGUGCAAAAUGUUGCUCUCCAUAUCAUGCUUCCAAUUCCAUAAAACAAAACAAAAUAAAAUACAAAUUAAAAAAAGAGCAGCAUGUCUACACAGAGCAAAAACAGAUGUUUUUGUGCAAUAGCAAUGUCCCCUAAAACUGACCCAUACAUAUGUUUUGCUGUAAAUAUGCAUCCUCUAGCAAAUUUCUCCUUUCAUAUUAAACAGAGCCAUGUCCAUAUGUGAUGUCCUUGUGAGUUUUCAAGUCUUGUCAUUCUAAGUAGGAUUGUCAACUCUGCAAGUAAGAAAUCCUGGAGAGAGAGAAAAGCUAAAUAAAUUAAAGGGGUUGGUUUGCCGCAAUGUUUUAUAUAUCAGUUAGGUAAAGGUAAAGGUAAAGGGACCCCUGACCAUUAGGUCCAGUCGUGGCCGACUCUGGGGUUGCGGCGCUCAUCUCGCCUUAUUGGCUGAGGGAGCCGGUGUUUGUCCGCAGACAACUUCCAGGUCACGUGGCCAGCAUGACUAAGCCGCUUCUGGCGAACCAGAGCAGCACACGGAAACGCCAUUUACCUUCCCGCAAGAGUGGCACCUAUUUAUCUACUUGCACUUUGACGUGCUUUCGAACUGCUAGGUUGGCAGGAGCAGGGACAGAGCAACGGGAGAUCACCCCGUGGCGGGGAUUCGAACUGCUGACCUUCUGAUCGGCAAGUCCUAGGCUCUGUGGUUUAACCCACAGCGCCACCCGCGUCCCCAUAUAUCAGUUAUGGAAAUUUAAAAAAAAUCAAAUAAACCCCUCUUCGUUUGAACUUCUCUUGAAUAAGGUUUUUAAGACAAAUUGUUCUGAAUUCGCCAUGGGUCCAGUGCUACCAGCUAUCGCUGGCUUGUUUCAGGCAAAAUUAGUGCAGGAUUUCUGAUUUCCCCUCUCAGAAGGUACAUGGGAUUCACAACACACAUUACAGCCACAUAGAUCUCCCCCUUCUUCUGUCUCCCUAGUUCUUUGAGGGUCUUCCCUUUGGGACGAUAUGGGAUUGGGGGGGGGCAAUUCCCAUCUUUUGCGGGGUGCAAUUAGUGCCAGUGCUGUCCGUUAACAGUUUGGGUGUAAUCUUUGACACCUCCCUUUCUAUGGAGGCGCAGGUUGCAGCUAUAACAAAGGUGGCAUUUUUCAUCUCCGCCAAGCUAAGCAGUUGGUCCCUUACCUUUCUCGCCCUGACCUAGCCACUGUGAUCCACACAACGGUCACCUCCAACCUGAUUAUUGUAACUCACUCUACGUGGGGCUGCCCUUGAGACUGAUUCAGAAACUCCAGGUGGUGCAGAAUGCCGCGGCGAGACUCCUUAUAGGGUCCUCGCUGCGGGAUCACAUUCACCUGGUGCUAUACCAGCUGCUCCCGGUGGAGAACAGGAUCAGGUUUAAGGUGCUGGUUUUAACCUUUAAAGCCCUAUACGGCCUAGGACCCUUGUACCUACAGGACCGCCUCUCCUGGUAUGUCCCAUGGAGGACUUUACAGUCUUCAAAUAAAAACAUAUUGGAGAUCCCAGGCCACAGGGAGGUUAGACUGGCCUCGACCAGAGCCAGGGCUUUUUUGGCUGUGGCCCUGAUCUGAUGGAAUGCUCUGUCACAAGAGACUAGGGCCCUCUGGGACUUGACAUCUUUCCGCAGGGCCUGCAAGACAGAGCUGUUCCACCAGGGCUUUGGCCAAGGCACAGUCUCACCCUCUUUCUCCUUCUGUAAUCUUCAUAGAACUCCAGCCCGAUGGUUGCCAUUAAUUUUAUUCUGAAUUGAUUCUAGAAUGUAUUUUAAUUAACUGACUGAGCGAUUUUAUGUACACUGUGCUAUUUUAAUCUGUUGUUAGCUGCUCUGAGCCCGGCUUUGGCCAGGGAGAGCGGGAUACAAAUAAAAUUAUUAUUAUUACUAUUACUAUUAUUAUUAUUCAUGCAAUAUAUAUGAAUUUAAAUGUAUUCUGAACAGCAAUGAGCUGCCUGGUACAAUUAUAUAUGGGAGAGGGGCCUAUCCAGAUGGUUUCUGAGAACUAUAUAUGAGCUUCUAAGUACUUAAAUAGCCAAAGAGGCAGAAGGAGAUAGACUUCACACAAGCCAGAUUUCAAGUAGCUUUUACAGGAAGUGACAUCGAAGUAGGAGGGGCCUGGUAUAACUUGGAGUCCAUCCUUCAUACAAACAUCUAGAAAAAUGAGGCUUUGCUUGAUGCGACUGUGCAGCUAGGCUCAAGAAGCAUAUUGCUUGCUGUUGUAAAAACAUGUAUUUGAGUCAGGAAACGUGUAGUUUGAGAAGGGAUUUGGUAGAUUAAUUCUUAUUGACAGUGGGGUCUUUUCACUGUAACAGAUCUUGAAAAAUUCCCAAAGUGUUUUAUGGAAGCAAUGUGCAGAAAAUAAGCAGCUCCAUGUUUAGAUAGUUUCUCCUCUCCCUCCUUCCUCUCUCCCUCUCCCUCUUCCAUCCCUCUUUAGACAUUUCUACUAGGGACGGAAGCAUUUGUCAUUUCGAUUCUCUCAGUUUUUCAGUUUCAAUCUUAAAUUUGGUUCUCUACAAAAAAUUUUUCCUUUGCAGCAAUUUGUGGAUUUUCUUUUUUCUUUUUUAAAUCCCCCGUUUUGCAUGGGAAGCUCCAUACAAGAUCCUCCUUGUGUUUGCUUGAACACAUAAUAAAGGAUCCAGACAGAACAAGGUCCUUGAUAACACAGGGGAGUCUGCUUGCAUUAGAGACAAUGUGAGUAGGAGCCCUGCAGAUCUUCCUUGUGCAAUAGAGGGAAGGUUGGUGACCAAGAGGGAGUGCAACACGUGCGAAGGCAUUGGGGGCAGGGCUUGCAUGCCCCCCCAUACUUUGAGUCUUCACAUUUCAGGCAAACAACUGUACACGUUUCAGGUCAAGCGUCCAUUCUUGAAUUCACAUUCACACAAAACAUUUAGUAGGAAGCAACUAAUGAAACACAGACAGCUUUCCAGGUCAUGUGGCCAGCAGGACUAAACCACAACAGAACAUCGUGACAGAAACCAGAGCGCACGGAAACGCCAUUUACCUUUCUGCCGCAGCAGUGCCUGUUUAUCUACUUGCACUGGCGUGCUUUUGAAUUGCUAGGUUGGCAGGAGCUGGGACAGAGCAACGGGAGCUCACCCUGUUGCAGGGAUUCGAACCGCCAACCUUCUGAUUAGCAAGCCCAAGAGGCUCAGUGGUUUAGACCAUAGCACCACCUGCGUCCCUCUGAGCUUGUAAGGACAUAAGAACCUAUGGGAACCUAUGCCUAUGGGAAACCUGCAAGUAGGGCAUGGGCACCACAACACCCCCAAUUGUGAUUCCCAUCAACUAAUAUUCAGAGAUAUACUGCCUCCAACACUAGAGGUAGAACAUACCCAUCAUGCCUUGUAACCAUCGAUAGCUUUUCCUCCAUGAAUUUGCCCAAGUAUGUUUUGAAGUCCAAGUUGGUGGCCAUUAUUAUUAUUAUUAUUAUUAUUAUUAUUAUUAUUAUUAUAUUUCUAUCCCGCCUUCUUUUCUUGACACGGCACCAGCCCUUUUAUUAAAAGCAGUCAGUUCCCAGAAGUCUGUUGCAAGAGGAAAGUCCCCUGCCAACGGAAGGACAACAAGGAGGGAGCCAAACUAACUUUUCUAGGGAAGGAGGUCCAAAGUCUGGGAGCCACCACUGAGAAGGCCCUCUCCUGCAUCCCUACAGAGUGUGCCUGUGAGGGUGGUGGGACUGAAUAAGGGAAUACAUUCAUUCAGGUAGCUUGGACCUAGGCCUUGCAGAGCUUUUUAUGUCAUAACCAGCACUUUUAAUUAUGCCUGGAAACUGCCUGGGAGCUGAUGGAACAAGGGAGUCAGGACUGUUGGGAUACUGCCAGGGAGAUAAAGUCCAUCAAGGCCCCCAAGCCGUCUGCCGGACGAUCCAUUGACCUCCUGUAGUCACGCAGUAUCAACAAUUAGCGACAUGAGUUUCUAGAAGAUUUCUUGCCACAUUCCAGAGCUCAUGCACACUCUAUCAGCAGAUAGUCACAGCAAAAGUUGCACCCAGGAGAGCAUUAUUUACAAGUUUAUUCAGCGUUGAUCAGAACACAGAAAAACAUGACCGACUGCUUUAGUGUCUGCGACACAAGAGAGAAAACGAAAGCAACAGAAAACAUAAACAUCCUGUGAACAGGAAAUACGCAGACUCUGACUCACAAAGCCUGCUCCCUGUAAGGUGGAACGGAAAUAUCCUAACAUCCUCCCCCUUUCCGUGUAACCUGUAGUACCUGUGGUUCAACCCAAUUGCAACCUUUGUACAUAAACCUUAAGUUGUUCUCUGUUAACAACCUUAGACAGCAGAUCAGCAGGAAUUUCAUUUCCUGGCAUGUAGGACACCUGAAUGAGUCCUUUCUGAAUACACUCCCUUGCACGAUGUAGCUUAAUCUGCAAGUACUUGGUCCUUUGCUUGCAACUCUCCGAGUUCAGCAAAGCCAAACACGAUCUAUUGUCUUGAUACACUUGUACAGGACAUUUCACAGACACUCUGAUGUCCUUAAACAGUUGCAUCAACCAUUCACAAUCCAUGAGUGAAAAUGACAGAGCAUUGAGUUCUGCUUCACAGGAACUUAGGCUCACUGUCGUCUGCUUUUGCACAACCAGUCAAACAGGCAGUGGUUGUACAUGUAGCAUACUCCAGAAGUGCUUGUACCAUCCGUGGUGUCACUUCCAAAACUUGCAUCUGCAAAGAUUUCAAGACCUCCAGUCUUCUGACUGGUGAACCUCAGCCUGUAGUGCAAAGUCCCUUUCAAAUAGCGGGCUAUGCGCUUCAGAGCUUUCCAAUCCUGAACAGUAGGAUUGUUAGCAUGUCUGCUAAGCAGGUUAGUGCUUACAGCUAUGUCAGGUCUUGAGCAUCUAGCAAUGAAAUUCAACUUGCCUAGAAUGCAUCUGUACAGCGUAAUGUCAGAAAACGCUUCAGCAGUACUAUCUACCUGGUAACCUGUUACCAUCGGUGUGUCUGCUGGGUUUGCAUCAACCAAAUUCAACCUGGUUAAUACAUCAGCAAUUUUCUGUGUUUGGUGUACCAGAAAAUUACCUGCUUGGUCCUUCUCCACCUGCAGAGAAAGAUAGUUGGAUACCUCACCAAGAUCCUUCAUGUCAAAGUGCUCCUUCAGCUGAGCUAGGGUGCUUUGAUAAAAGCCUGAUUCUUCCAAAACAUCAGAAGAUCAUCAACAAAACAUAAACAAUACAGUUUGUUUUGCCCUCCUCCUUGACAAACACACGUGGAUCAGCUUUGCCCUGGUGAAAACCUAGAGAAAGCAAUGUCUCAGUGAGUUUUGUGUUCCAACACCUGGCACUCUGCUUGAGACCAUAUAAGGAUUUCCGCAGUUUACAGACCAUUCCCUUCUGUAUCUGCAUUCCAUCAGGUGGAAGCAUAAACAGCUCCUCCCCCAAAAUCCCGUACAAAAAAGCUGUAUUAAUGUCAUGAUGGGAAACAUGCAGUUUCUCCUCCGCAGCAAUCUUGAGCAUCAGCCGAAUGCUCUCAUAUUUGACGGUGGGUGAGUAGGUCUCGUGGUAAUCCUGUCCUGGUACCUGUGAAAAACCUCUGGCAACCAAUCUGGCUUUGUGUCUGACAACCUUGCCAUUCUGGUCUGUCUUGGCCUUGAAGACCCAUUUGCUGCCAACCAGUCUCAUUCCUGGGACUACCGGUACCAACUCCCAAGUUUGGUUCCUGUUCAAGGAAUCAACUUCAGCCUUCAUGGCAUUAAGCCAAGGCUCAGCAUCUUUAGAGGUUAACUCCUGAACCUCUUUGAAGCUUGAAGGUUCCCACACCUUCUCUGAGCUACUAAGAACAGCAGUUGCUGUCUUAGCAAACUCAUCAGCAAAUCUCUUUGGAGGUCUGCCCUUGGUCGCUCUUUCAGAUCUGCGUACUAGACGCAAGUCUUCUGGACUCAUCUCCUCUUUCUUAGGAGAAAAGUGACCAAUGGUGAACAGUGGUUCUUCCAGUUCAUUGUCAGACGCAUCAGAUGGUCUGACUGAGGCCUUUGCGCUCUUGUAGUCUGCUGUGUCAUCACUGUCACCGACAUCAGCAGCAGCGCUGCCCACUGAACUGGAAUCCGAACUCUGAUCAUCAUCGUCAUCAUCGUCCUCAGCAGCUUCCUCAGCUUUAGCUGCUUCUUUGACAUCACCUUCAUCCUCCUCUGGGUAACUCUGGAAAAUUCCCACAUUUUCCCCCCACUUAGGAUUGUACUCAACACUCCUUGUGAACUUAAUGGACUUAGAGUUGGUCAUCCAUACCCUGUAUGCACCUUUUUCGUACCCCAUGAACAAACCAUGUGCCCCACGUUUCCCAAGCUUGUUGCUUUGUGGGGUGUGUACCCACAUGUCAGAACCAAAGAUUCUCAUGUGCUUGAUGUUGGGUUUCUUACCAAACAUCUUCUCAUAGGGGUCACAACCAAUAGGUGAUGACAAUCUGCGAUUAUAAGUGUAAACAUACGAGUUCAAAGACUCCCCCCAAAACUUCUCAGGGAGAUUGGCAUCAUGCAACAAUGUUUUCAGUCCUUGCAGCAACAUUUGCUUUGCUUGCUCACAAAUCUCCCAUGGAGAUCCAGGACUUGAGAGGCUAUGCUGGAUUCCCUUCUCAGUCAGGAAAGCUUCAAACUGCUGAGAAGUGAACUCCCCGCCUCGAUCAGUAAAGAGACAGCCAAUACGUUUACCAUGAACAUUCUCCAACCAAGCACAGAAUGCCUUGAACUUAGGAAACGCUUGCGAUUUCUGCUCGAGCACAAACACAUGAAUGUACCUGGAAAAAGAAUCAAUUAGAACCAUGAAGUACCUUGCUCCACCCAAAGAGGGCGCAAGUGGACCAACCAGGUCUGCGUGCACUAGCUGGUAGGGUUUGGAAGCCUGCCUGCUAGACUCCUUGCCUUUUGGAGCAACCUUCACCUUGUUCUCUGCACAAGAUACACAUUUCAUGUGAAACUUACAGGGUUUGAUGUUCAAACCCUCAACCAUCUCUGGCAUCUUGGCCAGCGCCUGCCAAGACAUGUGACAAAAUCUUCUGUGUGCAUCAUGAAUGCAUCCUGCAUGAAGAACUUUGUUAGUUUGUGCAACACAACAAGAAUCAGCAUUAGACACAACAGCACCAAUGUCAUCAUAAGUUAUACAGAACAAGCCAUCCAUAAACUUUGCAUGCAAAAUGUCCUCUUUGCCUUUUCUGAUGACACAGACGCUCCUCUUGAAGGAAAUCUCAAAACCACGCCCAGUCAGCUGUGGGACACUAAGCAAAUUGUCUGCAGCGCCUGGAACAUAUAGUACAUCUUUGAUGGUAGUGUGCAGACUUGCCAGUUUCACAGUCCCUUCUCCUGCGAUUCGCAACGUCUUUCCAUCAGCCAGGUGGAUCUCACCUUCUUGAGGCUUGAAGGAGAUAAAUAGAUGGCGGUCUUUUGAGACAUGGCGGGUACAGCCUGAAUCAACAACAAACCUGGCCUUGGCUUUUGGAGCAGCCUUUGCAGCAAGCAAAACCUUGUUUUCCACCGGCGUGGGCUUUUGCAGCUUGCCCCCCUGCUCCUGGCCAUCAGACUUGCCUUUAGCCUUUGGUGAAUCUGUGCCAGCAAACAAAACCUUGUUUUCCUCUGGCGUGGGCUUUUGCAGCUUGCCCCCCUGCUCCUGGCCAUCUGCAGGCGUCUGCCUCUGUUUACCUUUGCCCUUCCGGCCUCUGCAAAGGCGAUGACCUUGGCUCCCACGAGAAACAGAGCUCUCAGCUGCCGACUCCUUGGCUCCCCCUGGAGGCUGGAAUGCUGCCUGGGAUGACGUGACAGUCAGCUCCCCUGCAGCUUGCAACCGGUGCCCUCGGCAUCCCUGCAUUCACUCGCAUUCUGGGAAACAGCCAGGACCUCCGAUGCAGUCAAACUCUGGGCUGGGAUGACUGGCAGAUGGGCUAUCUUCAAAGCAUGCCACAUAUUACGUGCAGUCAGAUUGCCAGCUAGCGUCUUUAUUUCCUCCAGAGAGACGGACAAGACGAUUACGUCUAUCGCCCUCAAAUUCUCGGCCUCCCAUCUAUCUGUCAGAGGAACUGGGGGGCUUCAGACACAGUAUGCCACACUCCAAACUGACGCAGCAAGCUCUCACACCACACAGCCCAGGUCCCAUAAUUGUGCCGAUUUAACUUUGGGCACGCAGCAGCCUCAGAAGCUUGGAAAAACUCCAUUCCAGGUUUCUAUUCGAGCCGUGAGUCUAAUUCACUUCAGAGACGUCUUAUCUCGGCAGCUCAUAAAUCUUGAGGCCUUUGGCGCGGCUCCCAGACCCAUUAAUCUGCCAGCCGGACAUCAAAGGUGCUUGCCGCGGCAAACAGAAAAGCCUUACUUUCGCUUUUCUUCCACAUACCUUUCAGCAGUCUGUCGCAGUCUUACUCUCCUGUAAGUGCUGUGAAUCUGGGCCCGAAACCUGUUGUUGGGAUACUGCCAGGGAGAUAAAGUCCAUCAAGGCCCCCAAGCCGUCUGCCGGACGAUCCAUUGACCUCCUGUAGUCACGCAGUAUCAACAAUUAGCGACAUGAGUUUCUAGAAGAUUUCUUGCCACAUUCCAGAGCUCAUGCACACUCUAUCAGCAGAUAGUCACAGCAAAAGUUGCACCCAGGAGAGCAUUAUUUACAAGUUUAUUCAGCGUUGAUCAGAACACAGAAAAACAUGACCGACUGCUUUAGUGUCUGCGACACAAGAGAGAAAACGAAAGCAACAGAAAACAUAAACAUCCUGUGAACAGGAAAUACGCAGACUCUGACUCACAAAGCCUGCUCCCUUUUAAGGUGGAACGGAAAUAUCCUAACAAGGACUGAAUACCAUACUUUAACUAUGCACUUAGUGGAUAAGUGCCGUAUUUUUCGCUCUAUAGGACGCACCCGACAAUAGGAAGCACCUUGUUUUUGAGGGGGAGAACAAGAAAAAAAAAGAGAUUCUCCCCCUCUCUGCUCAGCGCCCCUUCAGCAAAGUGGCAGGAGAAAUGGAGCCCCUUCUAUUUCUCCUCCCGCUUCACUGAAGGGGCGCUGCGCAGCUCUCCCUCUCUCCGGAGGCUUCGGGUUCCUUUCGCUGAAGCCAGGAGAGUCUUGCUCUCCUGGCUUCAGCCAAAGGAACCCGAAGUCUGGAGAGCAAGGGGGUCGGUGCGCACCGACCCCUCUCGCGCUCCAGGCUUCAGUGAAGGCAACCCGAAGCCUCCAGAGCACAGCAGGAGCUCCCGCUGCAUACCAGAGGCUUAAGGCUUCAGUGAAGGCAACCCGAAGCCUUCGGAGCGCAGUGGGACCUCCCGCUGCGAUCCGAAGGCUUCAGGCGGCUAUCGCUGAAGCCAAGGCACCUGCAUUCGCUCCAUAAGACGCACACACAUUUCCCCUUAAUUUUUGGAGGGGAAAAAAUGCGUCUUAUAGAGUAAAAAAUACGGUACUUUCUUUUGUCGAUCCAGGACAUUUCAACAUUCAGCUACAUUGGAUGGUACCAUGGUUCUACAGUUAAGAGAGAAGGAGGAAGACUUCUUCCUAUCCACUCUGUCAAAACCACGCAUAAUAUUAUACACCUUUACCAUGUCUCUCAUUACUGGUAUUUGUCCCUAAACCAUCCUGUUGUGAACCGUCCUGAGAUCUAUGGGUAUUGGGCAGUAUACAAAUUUAACAAACAAACAAACAAACAGCCCUAAACACCAUGACCUUCCAUCACAGAGGACUUGCUCCAGCUACUUUUCUGAAUCUUUUCCAGUUCUACGAUAACCCUUUUGAGGUGUGGCAGCCAGAACUGUACUUACUAUUCCAAUACAGUGGUACCUCGGGUUACAUAUGCUUCAGGUUACAUAUGCUUCAGGUUACAGACUCCGCUAACACAGAAAUAUUACCUUGGGUUCAGAACUUUGCUUCAGGAUGAGAACAGAAAUCGUGCUUCGGCGGCGCGGCAGCAGCAGGAGGCCCCAUUAGCUAAAGUGGUGCUUCAGGUUAAGAACAGUUUCAGGUUAAGUACGGACCUCCGGAACGAAUUAAGUACUUAACCCAAGGUAAAACUGUAAUAUGGUUGUGCUAUAGAUUCUCUAGAGUGGCGUUAUGAUUUUGACAGCUUUAUUUUCAAUCCGUUUCAUUGAUAUUUUGCCUGCCUCACCUUUGCCACAAACUGGGGCCGGCAUUUUCAUCAAGCUAUCCGCUGCUGCCACAGUGUCCUUUUCUGGCUUCUCUCCUCCAUUGGCAACAUUUGCCAGAGAUGUGCUGCAAACUAGAAGGCGUUCUCAGCUUCAGAUGUGAAGAAUGUCCUGACAAUGCACUUUGCCUAGCCUUUCAGAACUCCUGUCCUCUAGAAUGCCUGUGCCCAUUCUCAAGCAGAACACUAAAUCUUGCUCUUUGAUGAGCACCUUCAAAGGAAUAAAGUAACUCUUAGAAGAUGAAGGAGCCUUGAGCUCUUUCUUCUGACCUUUUGAGAAGCCUCCCUCCUCAGCUGCAGCCAAAUAUAACCGUUGUGGAACUUUUUUUGCCCUUGUAUCCAAACCUCCAAGUGCAUGGAAGCUGUAUAAGCUACCCAUUCAUCAGGCCUGUAAGUAGGGAUGGAUCUGUUAGUUUGGGCACAGUCAGUUUCUAAUUUUUCCUGUAUUAUAUUCACUUCUUCAUAUUUCUGCAAUGAUUUGCAUGCCUUUUUUAAAAAAAAACCCCAAAACUCACGAAUAUGCCCUAGCAUUUUGGUGGAAAUUUCUCCUCUACUGUUUUGACUAAUCUACAGUUUUGCAAGCAAUUUCCCUCAACAGAACAUAUUUUAUAAGAUUAUUUUUUUAGCCACCCAGAGUGGCUGGGGAAACCCAACCAGAUGGGUGGGGUAUGUAUAAAUAAAUAAAUAAUUGCAGUAAUAUAGUCAUUUUAAUGCACAUUUCCCCCAAGAUGUUGUUGAUGUUGUUGUUGUUGUUAAAUUUGUACACAGUGGUACCUCUGGAUGCAAACAAGAUCCGUUCCAGAGUCCCGUUUGCAUACAGAAGUGGGUCGUGAUUUGCCGCUCCUGCACAUGCGCAUGAUGUCAUUUUGACUGUCUGCGCAUGCGCAAGCGGCGAAACCCGCAAGUAACGCGCUCCAUUACUUCCAAGUUGCCUCAGCGCGCAACCCGAAAAUACUUAUCCCGAAGCUACUUCAACCCGAGGUAUGACUGUACUGCCUUCAUGUGAAUAUCCCAGGGUGGUUCACAACAGAAAAAUCCAAAAUGAAAAUCCAAAAUAAAAAUAAAAUACACAAUAAAGCAAAAACAAACAAAGCCAAUAGCACCCCCCCCCACAAUAUAUGCACCUUUGUAAAUACUGCUUACUAAUAGAAUGGCAUUGCAAAAUUCAGAGAGGUGCGAGUAUUGAACGCUAGCUAUAUGUGAUGGCCUGGGAAUCUGAUUCAGAGGGUGAACCGGAGGAAUCCCAGCCUGCACAGGAGUCCCCGCCUCCAGGGCCGGCUGAACUGGGGCAGGGCCUUGAUUCUGAGGCGCCUACACCUGUGCCGGAUCGUCAGGAGCAGGCACCAGGUGAAUCCAUUCUGGCUCCAGAGGUGGUUGAGGACUCAGUGCCUACAGGUGAGUCUCCCCCUGGGUCCAGUAACCCUUCAGCCUCUCCUGAACUGCAGCGGCUCAGGGCAGAGAGGCGAAGGGAACUGGUUUCUCCCAGGAGGAGUGCUCGCCUUAAGGCCAGGAGAGGCGGGUCUCCUGGGGGCCGGGACCGCCCCUGGCCUCAGAGAAGAUAAAGGUCAGUCAGCCCGGUCCCAGGUUGCGGGAGCAACGUCAUCGUUGAGUACCUGCUCCUACCCGGACCCAGAUCUGACCUUCCAGUGUUCCUGUCCCCGCCCGGCUUCCUGCUUCUGACCUUCCAGUGUUCCUGUCCCCGCCCGGCUUCCUGCUUCUGACCUUCCAGUGUUCCUGUUCCCGCCCGGCUUUCUGCUUCGGACCUCGCCUCGCUCCUUGUGAACUGUUUCCAGGCUAGUGACUCAGGACUGGACUUUGACUAUGACAACAGUAACCUUCCCCCCGGGACUAGCACACUAAAUUUUGAAUCUUGUAUUGUUUUAGAACUUGUGAAUUAAGUAAGUUCACCUGGAAAUGUGAACAGAAUGGACUUUCCUCAUCCGUAGCUAUAAGAAUUAGUGUCUCUUAUCUUGAUUUUGUUUGUCCAGAGACCAAAGCAGAACAGAAAAGAAGAGUAUGUUCACAGUGAGCAACAAUGGCUACAUUGCUUUGCUUUUUAAAAAACCUAAUGUGUUGAAGCCGAUGUGCAUGUAUCUGCCCGGUUCACACCUAAAGCAGGGAAGAGGUGGGUCUACUCCAGAGGAGGCUGACAGACUACAACUUCCUUCAUUCCUGACCAUUGGCCAUGCCAGCCGGGGCUGAUGGGAGUUGUAGUCCAACAGCAUCUGGAAGACUCCAUGUUGGCUACCCCAUGUCUACUCUUUACAUGAAAAAAGGUCUUCCUUAGCAGCUGAUCACCAUAGCUCUCCUGAUCACAGCAGAGAAUAUAAAAAGGCAUGUCAUCUGUACAACACGCUUGUUCUGAUGAUUUAACAAAGGUAGUCUGGGCUUUCCAAACCCCAGCUCAUUUGUGCUGGUAAGGGUUUUAUCUCUCUGAAGUUGGAAUCACAUCAACAAACAAAUAUAGUGUGAAAUGCCAUCGUCGUGUAGUGAAGCAUCUCCAUCCCAUUCCACAUCAACAACGGCAGCUACUAAUGAAGGCAGAGAAAGGAAACUUGUUAUAUGACAGCACACCGUGAGAUGUUUAUACUAGUCAUUAUGCUGGGAAGGUAGAAACCAUGGCUGGGAAAUAAAUUCAGCUCAGCCUGCAUUUAAAGUUUACCUAAUCCACAACCAUAGGCAAACCAAAACACUGCCAUCAUUUUGACAUUCCCUCUUCUCCAAAUUUUGCAGUUCAGUUUUCCAGCCAGGUAAGCUAAAGGUAAAGGGACCCCUGACCAUCAGGUCCAGUCGUGACCGACUCUGGGGUUGCAGCACUCAUCUCACUUUAUUGGCUGAGGAAGCCGGCGUACAGCUUCCGGGUCAUGUGGCCAGCAUGACUAAGCCGCUUCUGGUGAACCAGAGCAGCGCACGGAAAUGCCAUUUAUCUUCCCGCCGGAGCAGUACCUAUUUAUCUACUUGCACAUUGACGAGCUUUUGAACUGCUAGGUUGACAGGAGCAGGGACCGAGCAACGGGAGCUCACCCCUUCGCAGGGAUUUGAACCGCUGACCUUCUGAUCAGCAAGUCCUGGGCUCUGUGGUUUAACCCACAGCGCCACCCGUGUCCCUAUCCAGCCAGGUAGUGUGUACAAAAUGCAUAUACUAAAGUAAAGUAUGCAUAGAAAUGGAUAUAUCGGUGAAAAUAACAAAAAAGGCAUUAUAUUAGAGAAAAGCUUUGAGAAAUGUGUAUAUUAUGCAAAAAUGUGUAUAUUGGGAGAAAUUGACACUAAAAUGAUGGCAAACUUUCAUGAUGUGCAGAUGUGGAGAACUGAACUUAAGACUGUGAAAAUGAUUCACUGGGAGAAACCUGAACUGGCAGAUUCUCCCAUCUCUAGAAGAAAUUCCAUACAAAGAAGCAGUUGAGGCAUAAAAGAGGCAACGUCUAGAGUUAGAUGGUCAUUAGCCACCAUCUGAGGAGAUGGUAGUUCAGGAAGAAGCUAGAGAUUAGCUAUGCUUCCUUGCAUUCUUUGUUAGUGGCAUAGAUACGUCGAAAGCCGGCAUAGGCAAAUUCGGCCCUCCAGGAUGUUUUGAGACUACAUCUACCAUCAUCACUAGCUAACAGGACCAGUGGUCAGGGAUGAUGGGAACUGUAGUCUCACAACACCUGGAGGGCUGAGUUUGCCUAUGCCUGGUCCAAAGUAUCUUCAUCUACCAGAAGCUGCCGAGGGUUUAUUUUGGCUUCACAACAUCAAAGUGGAAGGAAAGCAAAAGUCCCUGGAGGUAUCCCUAUUCUGACUGGGGUGAAUGGCAUUCAGACUAUGGCUAUUGAUGACUCUUAGGCACGAUGGCUACGCUCUGCCUCCAUGUCAGAGGCAGCCAUGCUUCCGAAUACCAGUUGCUGGCACUGCAGGAGGAGAGAAUGCUCUUCUGCUUAGGUCCUGCUUGCUGAUUUCCCACAGCCAUCUGGGUGGCCAUUAUAAAAACAGAAUGCUAGACUAGAUGGGCCAUUGACCUGAUACUGGAAGGUUCUUCUUCUGUUCUUAGGGCUGCCAAAAAGAAAAAGAGGGCAAAUGAGGUUUUAGAACAUGCAUAGGCAAACUCGGUCCUCCAGAUGUCUUGGGACUACAACUCCCAUCACCCCUGACCACUGGUCCUGUUACAGUAGCUAGAAGCCCAGUUUCUUCAAAGUUCCGCUCAGAUACUCCUACAGGCAGUGCUAUUUUUUUUAGAAAAAGAGGUGCCAGAACUCACCAUGAACACCUCCCUUGUUCUCUUAGAACAACAACAACAACAACAACAACAACUUAUUAUUUAUACCCCGUCCAUCUGGAUGGCAAUGGCGCCCACCUGAGAGGUGCUAGAACUGAAUUCCGGCGAGUUCUGGCUGAAAAAAGCUCUGCCUACAGGUCUCCCUACAUUUGAUGACACUCUCCGUAUGCACAAGAAGGAAGCUGGUGUAAUUACAGCCCAAGGGCAAUUUUAUGUGUCCCAAUAGACGCUUCCACAAAGCAAAAGGAAUAUAAAUUUUGGACCAGUGGAAGGAAAGCUUCUGUUGCUAAAUCCAAUGGGCAAACACAUAUUUUUAAAAAGAGUGCUCUACUUCAACUUGAAUGUCAGCUCUGCUGCGAUUUAGAGUCUGUUGGCCCUUGCUCUAGUUUUUAUCUUAAAAGCAAAGUCAGGAGCAUUAAACUUGUUUCUCUACUUUUCUGCUUUGUCUUUUAAAGCUAGCUGCUUUGCAAAAAAAAUCUGGAGCUUUAACUCCUUGGCUCCUCUGCUGGUAGUUUUUCUUGUAAUAAAGAACCAGAUUGAACUCAUGAGUUCCCUCAGCAGAAGCCCAGUACAAGGACCUUUGCGUGAACAACUAGGAUUUAUCCCUGUUCUCCUCCCCUGUGUGCCACUUACAACCCCCCCUAAUACAUGGCUCAGGGGAGGGGAGUCAGGAGAACUUUUAGAACAGUGCAGGGAGGAGGAGAGGGGGUAUCAUUCCACCUAGCAAGCCCAAAUCCUUGCCCUGAUGGAAUGAUCACCUUAGCAUGAUGCUGAAUUCCUCCUGAAGGAUGCACAUACAGUCCUGUGCACACUCAUACUUGGGAGAAAGCUCCAUUGAAUGCAGUAGGACUAACGUCUGGAUAAAUCCAGAUGGGAUCAGUCUGGGUGGCUGCCAUUUUGUGCAAGCUUACAUGUAAGUCUUAACUUGGAGUCUACAACUAGCUUGGAGUCAUAGCUUGUUCAGGUGUUCCUGCAGGCCAGGGGUGAGGAUUUUCAGGUCUGGAGGACAACUGCAACCUCCCAUCUCACAGGCCUCUGUGCCCAGCCCCUGGCACUCUCCCCAGACCAUCUCCCUUUCUGGCCCUGCUCUGCACCUUUCUCAAGUGCUCUUACCUGACUUGGACAUGCACUUGGGCUGUGAAAAUGCCUCUUGCUCACACAGAUGGUUGAUUAUGAUGAUGCGUCUUUUGCCUUGGCUGAAACAUAGCCUGAUGUAUAAUGGAAAGUGUUGUCUAUGCUCUACCUCCACGUUCCAUAGAAUCAUAGAAUCAUAGAAUCAUAGAGUUGGAAGAGACCACAAGGGCCAUCGAGUCCAACCCCCUGCCAAGCAGGAAACACCAUCAGAGCACUCCUGACAUAUGGCUGUAAAGCCUAAUCUUAAAGACCUCCAAAGAAGGAGACUCCACCACACUCCUUGGCAGCAAAUUCCACUGUCGAACAGCUCUUACUGUCAGGAAGUUCUUCCUAACGUUUAGGUGGAAUCUUCUUUCUUGUAGUUUGGAUCCAUUGCUCCGUGUCCGCUUCUCUCUCUUUUUUUUUUUUACAGUGUAAUUAAUUAAUAUUUUAUAAAAGUUUCAGAAAUAAUAAAAUCACAUUAAUAAACAAGAAAAUUUUUAACAAAAACAGAAAAAAAUACACCAUAAAAAAUACAAAGUACAAAAUAUAAAAAAGUAAAAAAAGAAAAAAGAAAAAAGAAAAAAAAACAGUUAAAAAUAGUUCCGUCUUUUCAUAACUUCUUUUACAUUUACUUAUUUCCCGGACUUCCUCAUACCUCCCUCUUUUGUAUUCCAAUUCAGUUUGUAAGCCCAGCAAUUUCUUUCCCUCCUUUUUAAUUCCAAUCCUAAAUCUUAAUAUAUUAUGACAUUAAAUUUUUACCUAUUUAGAACCAAUUUUUCCAUUUCUCUUAACCUUUUUGAUCCUAAUCCUUAAUCUUGAUAUAUUUAUAGCUUUAAAACCUGUACAGCUAGAAGCCACUUAACUUCAAUCCAACAUCACUCUAACAUUCAUUAAUUUUGCAAUGUUUCUGUAAAUAAUCUUUAAAUUUCUUCCAAUCUUCUUCCACCGACUCUUCUCCCUGGUCACGGAUUCUGCCAGUCAUUUCCGCCAAUUCCAUGUAGUCCAUCAUUUUCAUCUGCCAUUCCUCCAGUGUGGGUAGCUCUUGUGUCUUCCAAUACUUUGCGAUGAGUAUUCUUGCUGCUGUUGUAGCAUACAUAAAGAAAGUUCUGUCCUUUUUCAACACCGAUUGGCCGACUAUGCCCAGGAGAAAGGCCUCUGGUUUCUUCAAGAAGGUAUAUUUAAAUACCCUUUUUAAUUAAUUAUAUAUCAUCUCCCAGAAAGCCUUAAUCUUUGGGCACGUCCACCAAAGGUGGAAAAAUGUACCUUCAGUUUCUUUACAUUUCCAACAUUUAUUAUCGGGCAAAUGGUAGAUUUUUGCAAGCUUGACUGGGGUCAUGUAACACCUGUAUAUCAUUUUCAUAAUAUUCUCUCUUAGGGCAUUACAUGCCGUGAACUUCAUGCCUGUGGUCCAUAACUGUUCCCAGUCAGCAAACAUAAUAUUAUGUCCAACAUCUUGUGCCCAUUUAAUCAUAGCAGAUUUCACCGUUUCAUCCUGAGUAUUCCAUUUCAACAGCAAGUUAUACAUUCUUGACAAAUUCUUAGUUUUGGGUUCUAACAGUUCUGUUUCUAAUUUUGAUUUUUCCACCUGGAAGCCAAUUUUCUUGUCCAAAUUGUAUGCCUCCAUUAUCUGAUAAUAAUGAAGCCAGUCUCGCACUUUGUUUUUUAGUUUUUCAUAACUCUGCAAUUUCAAUCUGUCUCCAUCUUGUUCCAAAAUUUCCCAAUAUUUUGGCCAUUUGACCUCCAUAUUGAGCUUUUUCAAGGCUUUCGCUUCCAUUGGUGACAGCCACCUUGGAGUUUUGUUUUCCAAUAAAUCCUUGUAUCUUAUCCAAACAUUAAACAAUGCUUUACUGACAAUAUGGUUUUUAAAUGCUUUAUGCGCUUUGACCUUGUCAUACCACAGAUAUGCAUGCCAUCCAAAUACGUUGUUAAAACCUUCUAAAUCCAAAAUGUCAGUGUUUUCAAGAAGCAGCCAUUCUUUCAACCAGCAGAAAGCUGCUGAUUCAUACUAAAGUUUAAGGUCUGGCAGGGCAAAUCCACCUCUAUCCUUUGCAUCUGUUAGUAUUUUAAAUUUUAUUCUGGGCUUCUUGCCCUGCCAGACAAAUCUAGAAAUAUCUCUCUGCCACCUCUUGAAACAGUCCAUUUUGUCCACAAUUUGCAAUGUUUGAAACAAAAACAACAUUCUAGGCAAUACAUUCAUUUUUACAGCAGCAAUACGACCCAGCAGUGAAAGCUUCAGGUUUGACCAAAUUUCUAAGUCUUUUUUCACUUCAGCCCAACAUCUUUCAUAGUUAUCUUUGAAUAAGUUCCCAUUUUUGCUGUCAAGUUAAUCCCCAAAUAUUUAACUUUCUUAACCACUGUUAAACCUGUCUCAUUCUGAAACCUCUCUCUCUCUAUUGGUGUUAGAUUUUUCUCUAAAACCUUAGUUUUUACCUUAUUCAAUUUAAAUCCUGCAACUUGACCAAAUUCUUGAAUCAAUUCUAAAACCCUUUUGGUACUAGAUUCUGGCUCCUGUAACGUCAGUACUAAGUCGUCUGCAAAUGCUCUCAAUUUGUACUGUUUGAACGUGUCCGCUUCUCUGGAGCAGCAGAAAACAACCUUUCUCCCUCCUCUAUGUGACAUCCUUUUAUAUAUUUGAACAUGGCUAUCAUAUCACCCCUUAACCUCCUCUUCUCCAGGCUAAACAUGCCCAGCUCCCUUAGCCGUUCCUCAUAAGGCAUCGUUUCCAGGCCUUUGACCAUUUUGGUUGCCCUCCUCUGGACACGUUCCAGUUUGUCAGUGUCCUUCUUGAACUGUGGUGCCCAGAACUGGACACAGUACUCCAGGUGAGGUCUGACCAGAGCAGAAUACAGUGGCACUAUUACUUCCCUUGAUCUAGAUACUAUACUCCUAUUGAUGCAGCCCAGAAUUGCAUUGGCUUUUUAGCUGCCGCGUCACACUGUUGGCUCAUGUCAAGUUUGUGGUCAACCAAGACUCCUAGAUCCUUUUCACAUGUACUGCUCUCAAGCCAGGUGUCCCCAUCUUGUAUUUGUGCCUCUCAUUUUUUUGCCCAAGUGCAAUACUUUACAUUUCUCCCUGUUAAAAUUCAUCUUGUUUGUUUUGGCCCAGUUCUCUAAUCUGUCAAGGUCGUUUUGAAGUGUGAUCCUGUCCUCUGGGGUGUUAGCCACCCCUCCCAGUUUGGUGUCAUCUGCAAAUUUGAUCAGGAUGCCCUUGAGUCCAUCAUCCAAGUCGUUGAUAAAGAUGUUGAAUAAGACCGGGCCCAAGACAGAACCCUGUGGCACCCCACUAGUCACUCUUCUCCAGGAUGAAGAGGAACCAUUGAUGAGCACCCUUUGGGUUCGGUCAGUCAGCCAGUUACAAAUCCACUGAGUGGUAGCAUAGUCAAGACCGCAUUUUACCAGCUUCUUUACAAGAAUAUCAUGGGGCACCUUGUCAAAUGCCUUGCUGAAAUCAAGGUAGGCUACAUCCACUGUGUUCCCUUCAUCUACCAGGCUUGUAAUUCUGUCAAAAAACGAGAUCAGGUUAGUCUGACAUGACUUAUUUUUCAGAAAUCCAUGCUGACUAUUGGUGAUCACAGCAUUCCUUUCUAGGUGCUCACAGACUGUUUGCUUAAUGAUCUGCUCCAGAAUCUUCCCUGGUAUUGAUGUCAGACUGACUGGGCAGUAAUUAUUUGGGUCCUCUCUUUUCCCCUUUUUGAAAAUAGGGACAGCAUUUGCCCUCCUCCAGUCUGCCGGGACUUCGCCUGUUCUCCAGGAAUUCUCAAAGAUGACUGCCAGUGGUUCUGAGAUCACAUCUGCCAGUUCUUUUAAUACUCUUGGAUGCAGUUCAUCUGGCCCUGGAGACUUGAAUACAUCUAAACUAGCCAAGUAUUCUUGUACUAUCUCCUUAGUUAUUCUGGGCUGUGUUUCCUUUGCUGAAUCAUUUGCUCCAAAUUCUUCAGGUUGGGCAUUGUUUUCUUUAUCGGAGAAGACUGAGGCAAAGAAGGCAUUGAGGAGUUCAGCCCUUUCUGUGUCCCCUGUUUGCAUUUCACCAUCUUCUCCUCUGAGUGACCCCACUGUUUCUUUGUUCUUCCUUUUGCUACGAACAUACCCAUAAAAGCCUUUUUGUUGCUUUUAACCUCUCUAGCAAGCCUGAGUUCAUUCUGUGCUUUAGCUUUUCUGACUUUGUGUCUACACGUGCUGGCUAUUUGUUUGAAUUCCUCUUUGGUGGUUUCCCCCUUUUCCAUUUUUGUACACAUCCUUUUUAAUCUUAACUCAGUUAAAAGUUCUUUAGAUAGCCACCCUGGCUUCUUUAGGCACCUUCCAUGUUUCUGUCUCAUUGGUAUUGCCUGACGGUUGUGCUUUUAGUAUCUCCCUCUUAACAAACUCCCAGCCAUCAUGAACUCCCUUUCCUUUUAGUAUUACUGUCCAUGGGAUCUCACCCAGCACUUCCCUAAGUUUUAUGAAGUCGGCUUUCUUAAAGUCAAGAAAUUGAGUCCUAGUAUGCUUGGCUGCUCCUUUCUGCUGUAUAGUAAACUUCAGAAGAGCAUGAUCACUCGCGCCUAAUGAUCCUUCCACUUCUACCCCACUAACCAGGUCAUCAACAUUGGUUAGGACCAGAUCUAAAAUGGCUGUUCCUCUUGUUGCUUCUCCCACUUUCUGGACAAUGAAGUUGUCUGCAAGGCCAGUGAGGAAUCUGUUUGACCUUAUGCUCUUGGCUGAGUUUGACAUCCAACAAAUAUCCGGGUAAUUGAAGUCCCCCAUUACUACUAUCUCCCUUCCUUUUGCAUGCUUGGCCAUCUGUUCCAGGAAGGCAUCAUCUAUGUCCUCCGUUUGGCUUGGGGAUCUAUAGUAAACUCCCACAAUGAGGUCACUGUUAUUCUUCUCUCCCUUAAUUUUGACCCAAAUGCUCUCACUUUGGCUUUGAGGUUCUAAAUCUUGGAUCUCUUCACAGGUAUACACAUCCCUGACAUAUAACGCCACUCCUCCUCCUUUCUUGUCUGGUCUGUUUCUCUGAAAUAGAUUGUAUCCCCCAUUAUUACAUUCCAAUCGUGGGACUUAUCCCACCAGGUUUCAGUGAUGCCUAUUAUGUCAUAUUUAGUUUGCUGUACCAAGAGCUCAAGCUCAUCUUGUUUAUUUCCCAUGCUUUGCGCAUUAGUGUACAGACAUUGAAGUCCAUUAAUCAUUCCCCCGUGUCUCUUAUUUAAGGAUUUUUUCCUCCCACCACUAGGUCUGCGUGCUGUUUGCUCCAUGCAGUAAUGCAUCUGAAUAUCAGUUGCUGGAAACCACAAGUGGGAAAUGUGCUCCUGUGCUCAGAUCCUGCUUGCAGGCUUGCCACAGGCAUCUGGUUGGCCACUGUGAGAACAGGAUGCUGGACUAGAUGGGCCAUUGGCCCAAUCCAGCAGGCUCUUCCUAUGUUCUUCUGCCACACCUGUUGCUCUGGUUCCACCCACUUUUGCCACUCACAGUGUGGCUUGUGGCCUCUGAAAGCAUGCCCAUAAAGGAAUGCAGCCUUGCCCACCACUACCCAGGUUACUUGGAGAACAGCCUUAUACAAUUUUUGCCCUCUGACAGCCAUAGAACUACUGAUCAUGGUGCUCAUAGGGAAGACAGCAGCACAACCCUCCAUUUGAAGGAUCAUGAAAAGAGGCCAGGAAAGAAACACUAUGCAUUGUUAUAUUUUGGUUAUGACUCCUUCUUCAUGUCUCAGGAGCCAUAGAUCAACUGUUAGUGUUUAGUGACCUUCUGCCUAAGAGUAGAGAGCCCCUGGGUGGUUCUAACUUGUGUAGCUGGCAUUGAAUUGCAGAUAAUCUAAGAUGACACAGACCUUGGCAACCUUCUGUGAGUAAUCUUUUCAGCAGGAUAAGCUCUUGUUGAACAAUUCCUUCAAUGUACUUUUGUUUUGUACACACUCACGGCCAUCAUUUCAAUCCACAUCACUAUAGAUUUGUUUCUUCUCUCUCCACCGGCCGACACUGCCUUCAAUGAAAAAUAACAUCUCAGCCACUGCGGUGUGGUCACGUGCUUACUUCAUAGCCUAGAGUGCCACUGAAGUGGGUAAAGCUUUUUCACUUUGCUUGGUUGAUGAGCAGUAUAUAGAAUCAUAGAAUCGUACAGUUGGAAGGGACCCCAAGAGUAAUCCAGACCAACCCCCUGCAAUGCAGGAAAAUCAGCUAAAGCAUCCAUGAUGGACGGCCAUUCAACCUCCUCUCCAAGGAAGGAGAGUCCACCACCUCUCGUGGGAGUCUGUUCCACUGUCAAACAGCUCUUGCUGCCAGAAAGCUUUUCCUGAUGUUUAGUCAGAAUCACCUUUCUUGUAAGUUGAAGUCAUUGGUUUGAGUCCUACCCUCCAGAGCAGGAGAAAACAAGCUUGUUCCCUCUUCCAUGUGACAGCCCUUGAGAUAUCAUAUCUCCCCUUGGUCUCCUCUUUUCCAGCCACUUCAACUGUUCCUCAUAAGGCCUGGUUUCCAGACCCUUGAUGUUAAGGACUGGGCAGACCACCUCCCUCCAAGAUCCUUCCAGAGAGGAGGAAGAGGAUGGACGUAGGAUUGUGGUGGUUUGAGAUGGGUCACACCCCAUAAGAUGAAAGGAGCAAGAUAACAGUGAACAGAGACAGGAGUCAGAUGUGUUAGAAACAGUACUGUGGCCAAGUGACAUGCUGUCUCUGGAGAGUUUGCCAGAGCCACCUGCUUCCCCUAGCAUCAGACAUGCCGUUCGUGUUUCAGAGCAAAAAGCCAAACAGAGAAAUUCCCUUAGCAGCCACCAUAGGCAGAAGGAGGGGUCUGAAUGCUAGGCAGUAACUGCCAGGGGGGCACUCUAAGCAACGUUGGUUCAAGUGUGAGGAUGUACAUUCCAUGUCUUCCUGUGUUUCUGUGGAUUAAAAUAAAGUAGCUGAAAAGCUCUCUCUCUGAUUUCACUAGGCAGAUAGCCAGUGAGCUGUUGACGGCACCCCUGACACUUGAUCAUCUUGGUUGCCCUCCUCUGCACAUGUUCCAGCUUGUCAACAUCCUUCCUAAAAUGUGGUGCCCGGAGUUGGACACAGUAUUCCAGGUGUGGUCUGAUCAAGGCAGAAAAGAACUUCCCUUGAUCUGGACACUAUACAUCUGUUGAUGCAGCCUAGAAUAGCAUUAGCUUUUCUCCCCCCCCCCCCGCUGCAUCACAUGUCAACCAAGCUUGUGGUCCGCCAAGACCCCUAGUCCCUUUUCACAUGUACUGCUAGUAAGCCAGUUCAUAAAUCAGGAGUGGGGAACCUCAAGCCCAGGGGGCAAAUACGGCCACCAAACUUCUCUAGCUGGCCCUCAGAACUUUCCCCAGGCUACACCCCAGGUGUCUUUGCCUGACUGGGAUAUUUCCUAGAACUCUGAUAAUGCCUCUUGCUUCCUUGGGUAAGGAUAGGAAGCAGUGUGCAUAGAAACUAGCCUACUGUACUGUCCUCCAUCCACUUUUUGCACCUGGCUCUACUCACUGGUGGCAUGCGGCCCUUGGAAGGUUUCCUAGAAGGCAUUGCAGCCCCCAGGCUUAAGAAGGUUCCCAACCCCUUGUGGUUGUUGGCAUCUGUCUGCUAUAUGCUAGGGAAUCUUUAACUUGGAGUGCUCUGGCAAUCAGAGCCGUUUUCCCCAUAGGGCUUAGUGGCGUGUCGCGCCAGGGUGCUGGCCUCUCAGGGGUGCCCCAGCAAGUGGGGGAGCUGUGCGGCUUUGCCGGCGGCCUCCCCUUUCCCUGCACGCCCGCCAGCUGCGCCCCACCAACCAUAAGGCUAGCGGGCAUGCAGCUUCCCUCCCAAGCCUCUGCGGGGAUUGCUCUCCUCCCGAGGAGGCUUGGGAGGGGCGCAACUUCACUCCCAAGCCCCGGGAUUGCUCUCCCUCAGUGGCAUGGGGGAGAGUUGUGCCCCCCCGGAUGGCUGGCAGUGCGCAGCUAUGUCCACCCAACACUAUCCGUGGUACUUUGGGGGCGCUGGGCGGAUAUUUGCACCCCGGCACCACAUCUGCUAAAGACAGCCCUGCUGGCAAUACCAGUUGAUGGAGACACCAGACGAUGGCUUUCAGGUGUGAAGCAGAAAGAACAGGCCAACCCAAAUGAUUGAGGGGCUGGAGCAGCUCCCCUUUGAGGAAUGCUUGGGCCUUUUUUGAACUUGGUAAGAAAUACGGAGGCAAGAAAGGGUGACAAACAUGUAUGCAGGAUGGUCAAGAGAAAGUAGAUAGCGAAACAUUCUCUCCGUCUCUUGUAACUCUAUAACCCAGUGGUAAUCCAUUGAAGCUGAUUGGUGGAAGAUUCCAAAUAGACAAGAGGAAGGACUUUUCUUUGUGCUGUGUGUGAAAUUCACUCUCCCAAGAGGCAGUGAUGGCCACCUGCUUGGGUGGCUUUAAAAGAGAAUUGGAUAAAUUCAUGGCCCAUAAAUCUAUCAGUGGCUACUGGCCAGGAGGAUAGCUGGGUUUUGUGUUUGCUGAUGGAGGCAGAUGCCCCUCCCUGAAUACCAGAUAAAGAUGAGAUUAUCAGUGUCUACUAGCUGAGUUGGUUGUACAGUGGUACCUAGGGAUAAGAACUUAAUUUGUUCUGGAGGUCUGUUCUUAACCUGAAACUGUUCUUAACCUGAAGCACCACUUUAGUUAAUGGGGCCUCCUGCUGCUGCUGCUGCGCCGCUGCACGAUUUCUGAUCUCAUCCUGAAGCAAAGUUCUUAACCCGAGGUACUAUUUCUGGGUUAGUGGAGUCUGUAACCUGAAGCUUAUGUAACCUGAAGCGUAUGUAACCGGAGAUACCACUGUAUACUACUGUCUCUAGCAUCAGGCAGCAAGCUUCUGAAAACCAGUAGCUGGGAAACAUGAAAAGAGAGCAAGAGAGAGAACUGUUGCUACGUAUUUUAUUCAUGGGUGUUGGGAGAUAUUGUUUGCUUGUUUGUUAUUAUGUUAUGUAUUUUUGUGCUGUUAUACUGCAAACCACCCAGUGAUCUUCUGAUGAAGGCCGCUAUAUAAAUUUAAUAAAUAUUGAUAAUAAUAAGCUCAGAUCCACCUCCACUAUAAUGGUGCCUGGAUACCGCCACUGCAAGAUAGGGGCAAGAUAUAAUUUGCUUUGGGGGCAAAUUCUUGUUUUUAUCUUCUUUUUUUACAUAGUCACUGUUUUUCAAUUACUGAUGAUACAUUAGAGCAUGUCAGGAUGCAUCAUGUACAGUGGUGCAACCUACCAUGACCUUGAGGCAUUGCAAUGUAUAUGCUGCAUUGCAAGAGACAUUCAAAUAUGUUCUUUAUAUAGUCUGGCCACCAUUGCAGAGAGGAGACUAUUCUCCACAGCAGCAGAGAAUUCAGCCCUGCAUAGGAGAGUUAUAGGGUGCUUCCAGGUGAGUGUUCCAGAUGACCAACAACUUUUGUUUUUUGGGCAGUGUCCACAUGACACCCUUGGUAUAAAAAUGGCAGCUUGUAUCCCCAUUUAAUCCAGAUGUACUCUUCAUGCAGAAAAUUCCAUAAGAUUUUUAAAAAAUAUAUAUAUAGGGUGGGGGGGAAACUGUUGCUGAUUACUCAUUUGCAUUAUAUGACUGACACCUCUGCAAUAUUAAGUGCCAGUCUGGAAGCACCCAGGGUGACUCUGAAACACACUCAUGUUUGACUAUACACCAGAGUCUUGUGACGUUACAGGGUUGUUCUGAAGAGAAGUUCCAGUAGGUGAGAUCCAAUGCCGCCAUUUUGGUCCCAUAGCUGAUUUUGAUCCAGUGGAGGCAUCCCUUCCCCCAUGCAGCACCUCCCAUGCCACUCUUUGUGCUGUUUUGGAGGGUCUCUCCAUCGGUGCAGGGACAUAGGAUGGGAAGAGGACAUGAAGAAGAAGAAGAGGAGGAGGAGGAGGAGGAGGAGGAAGAGGAGGAGGAGGAGUUUGGAUUUGAUAUCCCGCUUUAUCUUUACCCUAAGGAGUCUCAAAGUGGCUAACAAUCUCCUUUCCCUUUCUCCUCCACAAUAAACACUCUGUGAGGUGAGUGAGGCUGAGAUACUUCAGAGAAGUGUGACCUGCCCAAGGUCACCCAGCAGCUGAAUGUGGAGGAGCGGGGAAGCAAACCUGGUUCACCAGAUUAUGAGUCUACCAUUCUUAACCACUACACCACACUGGCUCUCAGUGACAGAAUAUCACCUCCCCUUACCUUAGCAGGCACCUUUGUUGCAAGUGGAACAGCAGCAGGGCAUUUCACCCCACGGGUGCUGACCUGAGGAACAACAGAACACAUAUGUGAUCAUCCAACCCCAACCCUUGUGAAAGGUCUAUCAUUUAGUUAGCUGUGGGGCACAAGGCAGGUAAAGGAAAGGAGGGAGAGUCCAUAUCUGAACAUAUGUUUACAUAAACUGUCUAAUCCUCACCCUACAGGUAAGCUAAACUUCUCUAGCCUGAAAGCUGCAUUCAGCCCUGGUCAACCCUCUGCCCAAAAGUGGGUGUGGCUAUCCAACACCCUCUCAUGCAAAUCCACAUUGAGAAGGUCACACAAGGACCCUGGAAGGUGCAACAGCUUUCCCAUACUCUCCAUUUAUUUAUUUAUUUGCUUACUUUUUGGCCAUGUCCCUAAGGUUGCAUUGACGUAUGCAAGUUGCGUGUUCAGACCCAGAGACCUCCUCGCUAAAUACACAUUUGACUCUAAUUUUAGUUUUGGUUUUUGGCAGAAUUUAGGCCACAGCUUUACUGAUUACAGAAAAGUGAGUGGUUGCAUAGACUGUGGUUUGACUAGCUCUCUGCACCCUUGCAGGUAGCACUGACCUAUCGUAGGUCAGCCAAGGGUGAACACCUGAGGAAGGUGAAAAGCCUGGGAGCAGACUCUGUUCACUCCUCAGAUGCUCCCCUGGACUCAGGCAUGGGGACAACCCCUUUUCGGGGGUUGACCAAACCAAGUUGAGUCCCUGGAUUCCUUUAACAGAAUACUCUUCACAUAGGGAUGGCGAGAGCGUUCUCCCAUUCCUGUCACCUGAACCAGUGCCUAUCCGCAACCUUACAAGUUGUGACAAAUUGCUACUCAGCAGGCGAAACCUAAAUGGCUAUAGCCAAUCAGCCAAGUGGGGGAAAUUCCUGCCAUGCCCCUGUCCCAACGACAGACGACACAUGACGGCAUAGCAAGGUCAAUCACAAAAUGCCCUAAAAGUAGGGAGAGGUGGGCGGGUGUUCUGAUGCACAAGCCGAAAGAGGAAGCUCUGGGUCAUGUGCAUGGGUUUAUAUAGGUCCCUCAAUCCGUUUAGACUGCACCCCAUUGGCCAGAUUAAACCCAGCAAUGAGGGACCAAUCGGGUGUUGUGGCUAUCCAACAGACCCACCCACAACCAGGAGGUCAGUCUCCAGGUCUUACCCCAAGACGUGCCCUCUUUUAGGGAGGACACAAUUUACACGUUAUGUGGUGGGCCCACUGUACUGUGUUGCAUGAAAAAGCGCUUUCUUUUGUCUAUCCUGAAUCUACUGACAAUUUCCUUGGAUUACUGAUGUUCUAGCAUUCUGCAAGAUGGAGCAGAACAGUGAUGUGGUUGCCUGAGUUUUGUACAGGUUUCUCGGGGCUUCUUUGUGGGAAAAGGCAGGAUACACAUUUACUAAUAGACAAAGAAGUGGUUUGGUUUUUAAUUUUGAUUGCAGUGCUCUUAAUGUUGCGUCUCUGUUUCCCUGAACCUUUCUUAGCCUCCUUGGGAGGGUUUUCUACCCUGAAAGGCAGGGUACACAUUUAUUAAAGAACUGCAUGAAAUAAUUGAGCAGGGAGCCUGGCCUGUUCCCAUAUCUUUUAACGGAAGCUUGAUCUGCAGAAAUCACCAGGCAGAGGUUUCUAGAGCAUGGAGAUAAACAAGGCCGCCUGCUGAAGCCUUCAGAUGCAGCUGCUGCAGGGGCCUGUUGAAAAUCAGGAAAUGCAUUAAAUGCUCAUUGUGAUCAAAAACUCAAAGGUUCACCACUCCGCAGUGGUGUGGAUUUUGCAUACUGUAGUCGGAUGUCAAGAUGUGCAUUGAACAGCAUCACAGAGUUCAGAUGAGCUUUGGCUUGGAGGGCAUUAUCUUUAGAGUGCAUAAUUGCUGCAUGUUAAUUUUAUUUUAUCGUUAGCUGCCAUGAGCGUUGGGCCUUGCUGGCAGGAUCCAAAUUCAGUAUCUGCAGAAAAGAGAAAUAAAUUCUAAAUCUGACUCUGGAUCAAGCUCCGCAGCUUUUGACCAUUAUGGCGUUGAUCGCUUUUGUUCCUUGUCUUAGACUUGCAAAAAUUGUGGUGAUGGGCAGUGUGUCACAAGCUCUCAGCAUUCCACGAAUGGGAGUCUCCUGCAACUUAUAGCAUGCAUUGACUUAUUUGUGGUAGCCCCCAUUUAUGGAAUGCUGCCGCUUCUCAUUGCUUUGAUACCAGGCACAGGUGUUUUUGUUUUCCCAGGCCUGUAAUGGGUCUAUGUGAUUUUCUUAUUGCAUUCUCCCCCCCCCCCUUGGUUGUAAAUUAUUUCACAACUCUUUUACUAGGAAGCAGCACACAGGCCAUAAGCACACCAUACACUGAAAGCACUAUCAUACCACUUUGACAGACCCUCCAAGUGUCCCUAUUUUUUCAGGGACAGUCCCAAAUUUACAAAAGCUGUCCCAGUUUCUGAUUUGAUCCCGGAAUGUCCCACUUUUCCUUAGGAUGUCCCUAUUUUCAUUGGAGAAAUGUUGAGGGUAUGGUAUGGAGUCACGCGGCCCCAGAGUCAAGGAGAUAAGUAACUACAGCGGAACCUCAGUUGUCGAACGUAAUCUGUUCUGGAAGACCAUUUGACUUCCAAAACAUUAGACAACCGGGGCGCAAUUGCCAGUCGGCAAAUUCAUUUUAAAAAUAGAGAAACACAUCUCAGAAGCUGUUCGACUUCCGAGGUGCGUUCAAAAAUGGAAGCAUUCACUUCCAGGUUGUCAGCGUUCAGGUUCCGAAUUGUUCAGCUUCUGAAGCGUUUAACAACUGAGGUGCCAGUGUAUACAACCUUUUGAAGACACCUGAAGGCAGCCCUGUAUAGGAAAGGUUUUUUAAAAAUGCUUAAUGUUUUAUUAUGUUUUUAUAUGUGUUGGAAGCCCCCCAGAGUGGCUGGGGCAACCCAAUAUAAUACCCAGCAAGGUAUUAUUAUUAUUAUUAAUUUUGUUAUUAUUAAUAUCCCUAUUUUCAGUGCUUUUUUCUCAUUUUGACUCGAGAAAAUCACCAUUUUAUAGUUCAAAAUGGGGAAAAAUAAAUACAGUAAAUGGACAAAUGGACAAAGAUUCACAAAAUGUUUAGGGGUAUGUGUACCCCUGCAUCCCUCCACACAAAAAAAAAGCAUUGCAUAUUUUCAUCAGAGAAAUGUUGGAGGCUAUGCUUUAAACAGUCAUGGCUUCCCCCAAAGAAGCCCGAGAACUGUCCUUUGUUAAGGGUGCUGAGAGUUGUUAGGUGACACCCUACUCCCCACAUGGAGCAACAUUUUCCAGAGUUCACUGGGAGGAGGGAUUGGCCUUGCAGUUUGAAAGCACACCAGUGCAAGUAGAUAAAUAGGUACUGCUGCGGUGGGAAGGUAAAUGGCGUUUCUCUGUGCUCUUGUUUCCGUCAGAGUGUUCCAUUGUGCCAGAAGUGGUUUAGUCAUAUUGGCCACAUGACCUGGAAAGCUGUCUGUGGACAAACGCCGGCUCCCUCGGCCUGAAGUGAGAUGAGUGCCACAACGCCAUAGUCGCCUUUGACUAGACUUAACCAUCCAGGAGUCCUUUACUUUUUUCCCUAUGUGGGUUAGAGGUGCUGCUGAACUUCAGGAGACCAAAAAAGGUUUAUUUCCUGGCAUGGAGAUGUUCACCAUUAUGAGAUCCAAGAACCUUUCUGACUCGGGGGGAAAUUCUUUAAUUUGCAGCCAACUCUCCCGCAUGUACUCAAGUAGCUUCUAUUCUCAUCAUACUUCUUGGCCACAGCAAUUCCCUCCCAGCUGUGUGCUGAAGGAUAUGACGAAGGCUUUGCAACCUUUAUGCUGCCACAGAAUGUCUCUCCCUUGGCCCAUUUGACUGCCUUACAUUCCUCUAAAGCAACAUUUUGCAGCCAGAUUUCAAUUGACCCUAUUACAGUUGUUGUUGUUAAUUACAUCCUUCCUUUCCACCCAAAUGGCUCUUUUGCUGUUUAGUGGAUUUGGACAGCCCCUCUUCCACAACCUGGUCCUCUCCAGAUGUUUUAAACUGCAACUCCUGUCAUCCCAAACCAUUGGCUCGUCUCUUAUCUGAAAGCCCUAGUCAUAAAAUCGUAUAGUUGGAAGGGCCCCCAAGAGUCAUCUAGUCCAACCCCCUGUAAUGCAGGAAUCCUGCCCCUUGGUGGUCUCAAACCACCAUCUUCUGGUUAAUGGCCAGACGCAUUUACCCAUAGCAUCACCUGGCACUUUUGAUGGGUUUAUCUUUUAAACCAGAGAUGGGGAAACAAUGACAUUCCAGGUUUUGUGGUAUUCUCAUCCAUCGCAAUCAACAUGACCAAUGGUCAGAGUUCCACCCACUCUCUGGAACACAGUUCCAUAUGCAGUUCAUGAGGCAGGAACUGUGAACCGCCCUGAGUUCUGUGAACUGCCCUGGGAUGUGGGUGGUGCUGUGGUCUAAGCCACUCAGCCUCUUGGGCUUGCUGAUCAGAAGGUUGGAGGUUCAAAUCCCCAUGACAAAUCCCCGUGAGUUCCUGUUGUUCUGUCCCUGCUCCUGCCAACCUAGCAGUUCAAAAGCACGGCAGUGCAAGUAGAUAAAUAGGUACCGUUCUGGCGGGAAGGUAAGCAGCAUUUCCAUGUGCUCUGGCUUCCGUCACAGUGUUCCAUUGCACCAGAAGAGGUUUAGUCAUGCUGGCCACAUGACCCGGAAAGCUGUCUGCGGACAAACACCGGCUCCCUCGGCCUAACCCUAACCCCAUAGUCAAAUUUGACUGGACUUAACCAUCCAGGAGUCCUUUACCUUUACCUUUACCUAUAGAGCAGUAUAUAAAUUCAAUUAACAACAACAACAACAACUGUGGCAGACUUUAAACACUCCUAAAGACCUGCCAAUUUAAACAGGCAUUUCAUUGCACGGUUAUGUUUUAUUGAUAUUUAAUAAUAAUAAUAAUAAUAAUAAUAAUAAUAAUAAUUUAUUAUUAUUUGUACCCCGCCCAUCUGGCUGGGUUUCCCCAGCCACUCUGGGCGGCUUCCAUAGAAACAAAAAAUACAGUAAAAUAUCACAGAUUAAAAACUUCCCUGAACAGGGCUGCCUUAAGAUGUCCUCUAAAUGUCAGGUAGUUAUUUAUCACUUUGACAUCUGAUGGGAGGGCAUUCCACAGGGCAGGCGCCACUACCGAGAAGGCCCUCUGCCUGGUUCCCUGUAGCUUUGCUUCUCGCAAUGAGGGAACCGCCAGAAGGCCCUCGGCGCUGGACCUUAGCGUCCGGGCAGAACGAUGGGGGUGGAGACGCUCCUUCAGGUAUACUGGGCCGGGGCCGUUUAGGGCUUUAAAGGUCAACACCAGCACUUUGAAUUGUGCUCGGAAACGUACUGGGAGCCAAUGUAGGUCUUUCAAGACCGGUGUUAAGUGGUCUCGGCGGCCGCCCCCAGUCACCAGUCUAGCUGCCGCAUUCUGGAUUAAUUGUAGUUUCCGGGUCACCUUCAAAGGUAGCCCCACGUAGAGCGCAUUGCAGUAGUCCAAGCGGGAGAUAACUAGAGCAUGCACCACUCUGGCGAGACAGUCUGCGGGCAGGUAGGGUCUCAGCCUGCAUACCAGGUGGAGUUGGUAGACAGCUGCCCUGGAUACAGAAUUGACCUGCGCCUCCAUGGACAGCUGUGAGUCCAAAAUGACUCCUGAAUGCUUUAUUGAUAACUUCUUUUUUUUAUUCAGGCAUUUCUUUGUAUUUUUGGUUUUAAAUGUAAAUACCUUUUUUCUUUUACUGGAUUUUAUAUAAACUCAUUAUGGACUUUGCAUAUUAAGCGGCAUAUAAGUAAUGAUCAUAAGGAUGAUGAGAGGUUGAGGAAGGCUGAUCUAGGCCAGGGGUCUGCAACCUUUAAGACAAAAAGAGCCACUUGGACCCGUUUCCAAAGAAAAAAACAACUGGGAGCCGCAAAACAAGCCAAAUGUAAAUAACCACACAUUCUUCCCCUUCCCCCAUUCUCUCUCUUUUCCCUGAGUCUAUUUCAGAUAGCAAAGAGGGGUAUGGUACCUCUCAUAUCCAUUUUUUGCAAAGCACCAUGUGCAUAGAGGGCAUUAUACAAAUUAAUACAUAGAAAAGUGUCUGUCCCUCCCUGCAGUUCAACUCCCUCUCUUUUUACUAACAGCACAUAUCCAUUCCUUCUGCUGGUGCAACUUUCUCAUCAUUUCUACAUAGCAGCAUUUAUAAACCAGUGCCAGAGAAACUGGGUGAAAGGAAGGUGAGAGGGAAGAGAUACGAAUAUUUAUGUGUGUAUAUGUAUACAUACAUACACCUACACAAUUACAGGUUUGAAGCCAACUUAAAAUAAAAAGAGCUGGUAAGCAAAGGAAUCUGUGGUGCUUUCCAUGGGAUCCGGGGACAUGUCAGCUAAUACUCUUCCCUUUCUUCUUCAUUUGCUUGUCUCUGCAGCAAAUCUCGGGGGGGAAGGGAGAAGGGCAGGAAUUGCAUAGGCACAAGAGAACGGGGGAAAUCCCGCAUGCAGGAUUUUGGUGCCUAACAGCCCCCCUCCCUCUGCAAUUGCUCUCGUGCUCCCCUGCCUCUCUCUGAGGCCGAGAUGCUGCAUCACAGCACCUGCUGGCUACCUCUGGACCCCCUCCUCGUCACUGACGUAAUUCACCCCUUCCUCCCUGACAGGGAGGGCGGGCCCAUUUUGUGGUUCACCUCAGGUGCUCUCCCUCAACUCGGCGGCCACUCAGAAGCAAGGCAUGGAAAAGGAUCCCGAAGCACCACCGCCACCCCUCACACACACACACACACACACACACACACAAAAACCCCGCCCUGCCAUUUCCCUCGAGAGCGCGUGCGCUCUCUCUCCCUCGCCUCAGGUGCCUCGCGCGUGGGGCUGAGGAGAGCGUGGCCUGGGAGAGCGUUCCCCCUCGCCACCGCCGCCGCCCGUCCUACCCCGGAGGAAGCUAUGAGCCAUGAAGCCGCCUGGCAGAACUUCCCUCCGGCGGCAGAAGCAGCAGCAGCAGCCCUUCUCCGGCCGCCGCCGCCUCUCGAGCUCCGCUGCCGCCGCCGCCUUGCUUUGCCCGGCUCGGCUGCCCAGCUCCAUCCCCCUCCUCUUUCUGGCGCUUCUACUUUUCUGCUCAGGGUCCCUGAGGAUCUGCGGAGCCGCGGCAAAGGUGUAAAAGAGCCGCAUGCGGCUCCGGAGCCGCGGGUUGCCGACCCCUGAUCUAGGCUGUUCUUAUUCACUAAACUAUUACUAGAGAGCGGAGGGAGGUAUUUUGUAAGGGCUAGAUGGGAAGAACCACGGAUCCAACGUGUGGAAGGAAAUCAGCCACUGGGGCUGCUCUGCGAAAACUUGCAGAGUUCUCUGGGUGCUAUAAUGGGCAGCUUCUAAGUCUGUUCUCAUGCUUUUGUUCAUGCAAGACAACAUGCCCAAGUGGAGAGCAUCACUGGAUCUUGUGCCACUGCUUUGCACAUUGCUCCAGCACAAGGUGGGAAACCACCCUUCCGUGAGUGGAACGCCUUCUGCAAUAUCUAACAUGCCACAUUUCAUUUGGAUCCAACCCAUGAACUUGGAAGACUAAGGGGAAACAAUAUACACGUGCCAUAAUGACCAUUAGUCUAGUGUCUAGAGUAAUCUAGAGCCAGCACAGUGUAGUGGUUAGGGUGUUGGACUAGGAUUUGAGAGUCCAGGGGGUUCAAAUCCCUACUUAGCCAUAGUGCUUCCUGGGUGACCUUGGACCAAUCGCUCCCUCUCACCCUAACCUACCUCACAGGGUUGUUGUGAGGAUAAGAGGGGGAAAGGGGGAACCAUGAGUGCCACCUGGAGCUCCUUAGAAGAAAUCUGGGAUAUAACUGAUAUAAAUAAAUAAGGUCAAUGAUCACAUUGGCUUUACUUUGUGCUUUAUUUAGUUAUUAAUGAAGAACCAUCUCUAUGCUCGCUACCUAUUUCAGAGCACUUCCUCAUUACACCAGGCCAGUUUUGAGCAGUAUAUUGCAAAAAAUAUAACUGUUAGCACUGGAAGAUUCACAAUAAUAGCUAGGGCUAGGUGUGAGAUGAUAAACAGAGCAAUCUCUGCAUCGGAUGGUAUUAAUUUUUGGUUGCCUUACUUGUAAAUGGCAUUACUAGCUGUAUUUGUUUUAUUCUUGUUCUUGUUUUAUGAUAUGUUGAUUAUUCAUUGUUUUGUGAUUGUGGGCUCAUCUAUACUGUUGGUUAAUGAGGUUAGUAAGUUCCCUGUACCUUCAUUAAUUCUCCAUUUUCCAUAGGACCUUCUCCUCUAAAUCACUGCCUUCUCAUACUUCCCUUCCCUCAAUACAGAUUUUCUCAUACAAGGGAUACUCCAAAAGGGAUUGGGAUUUAAGAAAGUCCAGAACAGAGGAGGGGAAAGUGUGGGAAGGCAGUGAUUUAGAGGAGAAUGGCAUACAAACAAUGAUGAAUUAAUAGAGGUACAGAAAGCCUCCUAUCCACAUUAAACAACUGUAUGGACAAGCCUGGUAUUUUAGUUUAUGCAAUUUGUCCUGAGAUUUUAGGGUGAAGGGUGGGUAAGAAAUACUGGAAAGAAAGAAGGUCAAAAACAUAUUAAUGCAAGAUAGAGUCAAGUAGUUGCACAACUAGCACAUUACUGAACUGAUUGCUCAGUUGCCCAUUGGUAAUCCAUUUUUCCAAUAUUGUACUCCAUUCAAAUGCACAGUUAAGGCCUCCCUGAGAAGCUUCUGCAUGGCUGGGAGAAUGUGCAAGAGCCUAUUGGAUGGAUCUGUUAAUGGAGAAUUGGUGUCGCAUGAAAAGAGCUGGUGCCCAUUAUGUGGGAAGACUCACAUAGCCAACCCCAUUCUGUUUCAUAUAUAUAGACACGGAAGGACCAAUGUGGAGAUCCUGCUGGUGCUUUUGCACCAUGCACAGCGCACCACUGCUUCUCCCUCCCCCCUCCACCUCAUUGUAAGCAGCAGCAGCAGUGCAACCGACUGGAGCUCAGGGGACCAUUGUCACCCCACCGCUAUUGCGGUCAGCUACAUUUGUGCAACCUGAAUUUUCUGGUAUGUGAUUGAAUCCUACCUGAAAACAGCAACUACAGUGGUACCUCGGGUUAAGAACUUAAUUCGUUCUGGAGGUCCGUUCUUAACCUGAAACUGUUCUUAGCCUGAGACACCACUUUAGCCACUUUAGCUAAUGGGGCCUCCCGCUGCUGCCGUGCCGCUGGAGCACGAUUUCUGUACACAUCCUGAAGCAAAGUUCUUAACACAAAGUACUAUUUCUGGGUUAGCGGAGUCUGUGACCUGAAGCGUCUGUAACCUGAAGCGUCUGUAACCUGAGGUACCAGUGUAUCUAGAAGCACCUUGAUUUACCCAUGAGCGCACAACAGUUUUUUCCAACCCUGAUAGGAACCUUCCCAGGCCCUGAAUAGCUGCAUGAAAAGUGGAAAGUAUUUACUAUCAUAGAAUCAUAGAAUUGUAAAGUUGGAAGGGACUGUGAAGACCAUGUAAUCCAUGGGUAGGCAAACUAAGGCCCAGGGGCCGGAUUCAGCCCAAUCACCUUCUAAAUCCGGCCCGCGGAUGGUCUGGGAAUCAGCAUGUUUUUACAUGAGCAGAAUGUGUGCUUUUAUUUAAAAUGCAUCUCUGGAUUAUUUGUGGGGCAUAGGAAUUCAUUCAUUAUGUUUUUUCAGAAUAUAGUCCGGCCCCCCCAGAAGGUCUGAGGGACAGUGGACCGGCCCCCUGCUGAAAAAGUUUGCUGACCCCUGGUCUAAUCCAAUCCAAUCUAUUGCCCAAUGUGGGGCUUGAACCCACGACCCUGAGAUUAUGAAUCUCAUGCUCUACCAACUGAGCUAGACUAUACUAUGAAUUAACCUUACUGGAAACCAUAGAAAUCAUAGAAUUGCAGAGUCGGAAGGGAUCCUGAGCACCCCCUGCAAUGCAGGGAUAUGCAGUUGUCCCAUACAGGGAUCGAACCUGUAACCUUGGCAUUAUUAGCACCACACUCUAACCAACUGAGCUAGAGCAGGAGAAGAGUUGAAUCUCUGCUUGUUGCACAGCACAGGAGUCAUGCCACAGAAUGAACCCAGCAAACUUACAAACUUGUACCCGCUGGUCCAAGAGAAAUCAUUAGUCUACCUUAGUCGAUAACAAGCACCAGAGGAAUAAGGCUGCCAAAUGACCAGAAAAGGGGUCUGGCAUUCUCUUGUGCUUCUAAUUUCAGUAUCGUGUAUGGGAACACAGCCUUGUUGCUGUUAAAGGCAGUGCCACGGUGGCUGGUUUAAAACUUGGCAACCCUGCAGACAGAGAGUAGCUCAUGAGUGAGACCAACAACAGCACCUGCUAUGCUACAUUUGGGCACCCCCUGGAAAUGCAUUCCCCCAAAAUAAUCCGAGAGGAAAUGCUUCAACUUUUUUGAGACAGGCUCUGAAUGUUGCCGGCACCUUGGCUUGCACUUGAAAAAGUUGUGGGAAUGAUGUGAUUUGAGAUUAAAAGCAAUAAUUUAUUAAGAUGCUCCAGAGAGAUGCACGAGGAAAGCUUAUCCCGUGGAGAACUGAACGGAUUCAACUCUCACAGCUUCCGCAGCACCAGAAGUAAUUAAUUAUCGCAUCGCAGAAACUUGCUUGACACCAUGUUGGACCAGGCUCAACAUUAUGCUGGCAAGCAUUAUCUGAUGAUUUGCAAAACAAGUCAGGCCUCUUCUUUGGUUACCAUUUCCCAAAGGCCACAUCUGCCGGUGGUGUAAAUCAAGAGCAGCUUUCCCUUUCUUUGAACGGAGCAUGAAAAAAGACCGAAAAAUGAGGAUCUGUCCCACACCUCUGUUCAGUCUAGCUUGACUAUCAGCCCCCAGUUCUGUAUGCUUUCAUACACAAUCGCAGAUCUCCUGGGCAAAUUGUUCAGAAAUUUCAGCAUGUUUUCUAUCCCUAGGCUAUUAAUUGUGAUGACACAUUAAGAGAUAAGGGAGCAUUAAUUUUGGGAGGAUAGUUUCAUCCCUCUGCAGAUGAGAGAUAUACAACAGAAACCUGCUUUGAUUGGCAAACUGAAGUAAGGGGUAAAGAGGUGUGUAAGUUCCUACGCUGUUGGAGUGCCGAGUCUCCCUUAUCUCCUGAAGAAGGGAGGCACCAGCAGUGAUCAAAUUGCCAAGUAGGGAAGAGAAGAUUCUGGGGAAUGCAUAGGCUUGAGCCGUAUGAAUGAGACAAAAGAACGGAAUGUUCUUUGUUAUUUAUCAUUUCUUUUGAACGUGCUGCCGCUCCCUUCUUCUGAAGCGCAGAGGUUGUUCGAAGUUUGCAGCUGGGAAACUUUCCUAAAAGCAAGCUGGUGGUUGACUCCCUCAACAGUGACAAGGAAACAAAACAAAUGUGCCUCAGCCUCUGAUGCCAAGUUGACCAGCCACAUUGGGGGAAAAAGAUCAGGAAACGGACCUGUGAUAUGUGACAAAGGACACCAACGUGGCAUCUGUAGCACAGAGGAAGUCCUUCAUUGGCACACCUGAGCUCCAAACUCUGAGGUGUUUUUUUAAAGUCAUCUAGAGAGAGAGUCAUCCUAGAAAGAAAGUUAUGAAGCAAAAUCACCCUUCUCAGUGAUUUCUGCAAAAUGAGCCCAUCCUGGUUGCUCCCACCUGUUGAAGGUUUUGGCUUCAGAUAUGGGUGGUUUGGCAGUUAGCAUUUGCUCAUGUGGUGGUUUAGGCAUUGGGCAGACAUAGUGUUGGACGGAGGAAAGGUUGUAGUCUCCGCCUGGUCCCUCCAAAAAUGAGAUAGCCCAUUAAAGGGAUCCAGGGGAGAUGCUUCUGUCUGGAUGUCCAGGUGUGGGUGUGGGGCCACAACACUCCACAGGUGCAAUCCAGUGGGGGAGUUACUCCUUGAUGUAGGUCAGGCACUUCCCCACUUCUAGUUGAACCCAAUGUAAGUCCUUCUGGCAGGCUAGCCAGAAGUCGUGGGUUCUACUUCUGUAGUCCAUAAAGAUGUGGCCUGAUUUUACACAAAAUAAUAGUUGUCAUGCCUUUGGUAUGGGGAGGUCUAAAGGGCAGGGGGGACGCCUUGUCACACAAGUUAGUUGUUUGGAAAUCAGGAGAUAAGAAUCCCUGGGAUCCUAAAGAGCUAUUUCCCCCUUCUCUUUAGUGUACAUUUCCUGCUUCUCUCUUAUUUUCUAAUAGCCUUUGGAAUAUCUAUUAUUUGCUUUUCCAUUUUUCAUAGCAACCAGGAUGUAUCUUUCCUGUGGUGGUCUCGUUUGAGAUCAGGUACUCCCUACACAUUAUUUGCUGCAAAUACUGCUAUGCAGUAAACUAAGGAAUCCUGUGCCCAAAUGGCAAAUGCACAGUGUGAAAAUUUAGCAAAAGGGCUUGAGCAUGUCUCAGCUGUGCAGGACCUAAAGCCAGGCACUCAUUAAGAAUCCUCUACAUAUCUCACUUACAGAAUAACGAUAGACAUGCUGCACUUUUCUGGGGAACAAGCCCCUCUUGAAAUGACCAUGCUGUAAGAUCUGGACUCCCUCCACACAGACUGAAGGUGUAAAUGGGUGAAUAAAUCAUAUUUCUUAAAGCUACGACAGUCUCCACUGUGUCUUCAAUUCUCCAAAAGAGCACAAACCCUGGGUGAGCUUCUGGAACCCCCUGGAAUCUUGCUGCCACUCGGCAUUACCAGCCUGGGUAGGGGCUGAGAGAUUGGUUCUUCAACAUCUUAGGACAUGUUUUCCACCGGAUUUUGAUGAACACCAGUUCGGUUACAGGAGAAAUAGGUCAACAGACGAAGCCAUACCCACAGCUUUUCACCUUGCAGCGAGUCAUCUGGAGAGACCAGGGAAUUAAUGCUAUUUAUUGAUUAUAGCUCAGCUUUUAAUGCCAUCCUUCCGGACAUUCUUAUUAAAAAGCUGAUGGACCUGGACCUUUCCCCUACCAUCUGUGAUUGGAUUAAAGACUUUCUGAGGGAUCGCACACAAAUAGUGAGGAUUGGGCCUGUUACAACUACCUCUCUGAAGCUCAUCACUGGCAUCCCACAGGGAUGCAUGCUGAGUCCCUACCUGUACUUGUUGUAUACAUAUGACUGCAUUUCAUCUGAUCCAUCCACUGCAGUUAUUAAGUUUGCAGAUGAUAUCACUAUAAUGGGUCUAAUUACAGGUGGAGAUGAAUCAGCGUAUAGGGAGGAGGUUCAAAAAGUCUCCACAUGUUGCCUAGAGAACAACUUGCACCUAAAUAUCAGCAAGACAAAGGAGAUGGUGUUGGACUUUCGGAGGAAGAGAGAGGAACUAGCCCCAUUGUAUAUCAGGGAUAUGUGUGUGGAGAGAGUCUCUUCCUUUAAAUUCCUGGGAGUUUGCCUUAGUGAAGACCUCACUUGGAAAAUCAAUACAACCCAGGUGGUUAGGAAGGCCCAACAGAGACUCCAUUUCCUCAGGGUCUUGCGAAAGAACAAUGUCAAACAAAAAUUGAUUAUCUCCUUCUACUGGGCCACAAUAGAAAGUGUCCUUUCAUACUGCAACAGUGUGGUACGCUGGUUUGACAGCCAUGGACAGGAAGUCCCUACAGAGGGUGACGAAUACAGCAUAUGACAUCAUGGGCUGUCCUCAGAGUUCGCUAGAUGACAUCACGGGAGACUGCUGCCUCAGGAGAGCAAGGAAAAUUCUUAGGGAUGACUCACCCCCUGGCCAACACUUCUUUCAUCUCCUACCUUCGGGGAGGAGAUACAGAAGUACAGUCAGCCGCACCAACAGGUUAAAGAACAGUUUUUAUCCGUGGGCUGUUGGGCUGCUGAAUGGGAAAAAAUAGUGGUGUAAUUGACUUCCGACAAGCACACAGAGCAUGAACAAGACUGAGUGUAUGGGGGGAGGGGGGCUUGUUUAAUUUCAAUGCACACAGGUGGUGUAAUGACAAUAAAGGUUUAUUAUUAUUAUUAUUAUUAUUAUUAUUAGAAUUGGGGACCUUAUGGAUGAAACCAUGGCAAAAUCAAGGGUCAAGAUCCUGCCUUGCUUUCAAUGAUGGAUAUGGAGCCUUCUGAGUUGUGGAUGCAGCUUGGCAUAAUGUGAUUGCCUUUCAGAGACCAAAUAUCAGUCGUGUGUGUGUUUUGGGGUGUGUGUGUUUUUCACUGUCCUAAAGAGCUUGCAGCUUCAGAAAGUGGGACUGUCCACCACCAUAUCCCACCGCCAGCAGCUGUCCAUGCUGCAAAUGUUUCAUUUUAUAUUCAGGAGAAGGAAAAACAAAAACAAAGGGAAAAACAGUUCCAUCUCUGGUUUUAUUCUGCAUUAUUUAUAAGAAAGUCAUUGUAGUUUUCUUUCUGUGCAGGGAAAAUAUAGAAAAAAGGCGGGGGACUCUUGUUUACCUCCUGGGAUUGUUUUCCUCCCCCUGAUUAUAUUAGCAGAAAUGAGAUUUGGCCAAGCCUGUUCUGUUAUGCCCUCACCUGUGCUGCUGCAGAGUGUCAGAUCUUGAAAUCAGAACUUCUGAGAACGUGGGAAAGGCUAAUAAAUAAACCCUUUUGGCUCCAGGUUACAGAGCCAAGAGAUGGUCCGGGUGUGCAGCCUAAUAGGGGGUCAGGGUGGUUUUCGUCAUAUCACAGUGAAGCCUGCCAAGGUUUAUUUAUUUGUUUAAGAAUAAAUCAAAAGAGGCAAUGAGGUGUAGUCGUUAAGAGUGUUAGACUAGAACCUGAGAGACCAGGGUUCGAAUCUCCAUUUAGCCAUGAACAGCAUUUGAGACUACCAUUGUUCUAGGCGCAUUUUACGACAGGGAAUUUUAUUAGCUUGAGCAGUUUCUGAGCUCUGGGCACAGUAUUACGCCUAAGAUUUCAGUACAAGGAAAGGAGGACCUUUUCCUGCCUCCCCACUUCCAGCUACUCUCUGAAGACUGGAGAAGAGACCCUCUUAAGAAUAUUAGGGGGCUGGGCAGGUGAAGGAGUAGACCAUGUAAAAAAUGAACAUAAUAUUUUAGCUGCCGUUCAUACAUUUUCAGCUUUGUAUUCUUGUUAUAUUAAAAAGUGCCCCUCGACAUUCCAUUGUUGUGCCCAUUUAAGGUGCCAUUUAGCUCCUAGCUUUCAUAUCUCAGUUUCUAAAAUUGGCCAAGAAGCCCAUUGGGUGACUCUGGGCCAGUCAGCCACUCUCAGCCCCACUUACCUAAUGGGGCUGCUGUGAAGAUAAAAUAGGGAGGGGGAACCACCUUGAGCUCAAAUGUGGAAAGGUGGGAUGCAUAUUUAAUAAAUAAACAAGCUAAAGCUUUCUAUUCAUCUGCAGCAUCACACACAAACCCGAGGUACCACUGUAAAGCCAAAAUCGAGUCUAGUCAAAACACCCUGGGUUCAGUGGUAGGUGGGAUGGUGUUUUUCCUGAAUGCCUAUCCAUUUCCUGCCCCCUUUUAAAUAUUUAACAAAAAGUUUUGCGAAGCAUGUAAAGCUGAAUGUGCACAGGCUAAAUGUGUGCAAGUUGCGAGUUACCUGUAUGGUGAAGGCACCUGCCUGAUGUCACAAGAGCAUGCCAGCUAGCAAUCACACAGUUCAAAGUUGGAGUUAACCCUUUAUUAAAAUGAUCUCCACAGACUUGGCUGAGUAUCAGGCCUAAUGAGUCACUCCAUGACAGUCAGUUGCCAAGACUCGAUUUUGGCUUUACAGUGGUACCUCGGGUUACAUUACCUUCGGGUAAUGUAAUUUUGAGUUAUGAAUGCAGCAAUUCUAAUUGCCGCACACAGAUGUGCAGAAGCGCUCUAUUGCGCCGUACGCAUGCGCAGAAGCAGCAGCUCUGGAUACGGACUUUUUGGGAUAAGUAUGCACCCCUGGGAUGAAUUAAGUCCGUAUCCGGAGGGUCCACUGUAUACUAUCACCAGAACAUAUCCCCAUUGUAAGUGGAGAGUCACCUGUGCUAUUUUUGUUAUCUGCUAAAAACCAUUUUCUUUAAGCAAGCCUAUCCAGACACGUAGUACCUUGACAUAUGUUUUAAUCUGGUUUUAACUUAUUGUUGGUUUUAAUUAUUAUUACUGAAUGUUUUUAAAUACUGGUUUUUAACUGAUCAUUUUAGUGUUUUCUUUGUGUAAAUAUGCUUUGAGAUUUUAUUAGAAUUAAGUGGUGCAUAAAUGCUGUGGUCUAAUUAACUAACUAAAAUUAUAUUGUUGUAACCCACCGUGGGCCUUACGGUAAAGGGUGGGAAAGAAAUCUUGUAAAUAAAAUAAAAUAACAUCUAGCUGGCUUGCAGAAUGAUUGGUUGACUAUUAUCAGUAUAAGAGAUGCUCAUUAUUAUAGGGAUUAUUACUAUUAUUUAUUUCAUUCUAUACCGCUUUAUAUUUUUAAGAAAAAUCUCAAAGCAGUUUACAGCAUAUUAAAACAUCAGUAAAACAAUCCAGAAUCAAACAUUUCUGAAGAAAGUCAAAUAUAGAGUAUACAGUCAAAGCAACAUAAUUAACAGAAAAUUAACAGAAAACUAAAAUAUUAUCUUAAAGAUUUCAAAAUAAAACAUUACAAAGGACGUCAACUGCAGAAUACAUAUUGAACACAAACAAAGGGAUGGGAGGGUGGGAAUUCAAUUCAGUUCUCAUUUAAAAGUGAUGUUACUUAAUUUGCACUUUUCAAGACAGUAUGCAAACCAAAACACAGCCAUCUUUCAGAAUUCACCUUUCUCCAAAAUUUUGCAGUGCAGGUCCCCAGCCUAUAAAUACAUACAAAAAUGAAUAUGCUGGUGUAAAGUAUGCACAAAAUGCAUUUAUUAAUGAAAAUAACAGGUGAAACGCAUUAGAUUUGGGGACGUUGCUUUGCAAAAACAUGCCUAUCAUGCAAAACUGCAUACAGAAGUAUGGUAAAUAUUGCCCUCAGGUACUGAAGCAUUUUCACAAGGCCUUUUUAGUUUUAAUUUUAAAAAUUGCAAGCUGAUGUGAAAAUGUGGAGAACUGAAGACUGGAAAAACGAGGAACUGACCCUGACAGAAUUCUGACCCUGCCCAUUCACUAAUUCAUAAAUAGAGCAAUUGUAUUCUGACUCUCUUCUUUGCUCCCUCCUUCUCUCUCUUUUUUUUACAUUGUAGGUUAGCCUGAGGAGAAGGAUUAAGAAACUGGCUACCAAGAUGGUAAUCACUAGUGGAAAUGAAGAAGAAAAAGGCAACCAGGAAAAGGAGAGCAAAGAGGAGUCCAUCCUGGCAAUGCUGGGCAUUAUCGGGACAAUCCUGAACCUCGUCGUGAUCAUUUUUGUGUACAUCUACACGACAUUGUGA
Podarcis lilfordi (Lilford's wall lizard) is the source of this 58585-nucleotide messenger RNA. Lineage: Eukaryota; Metazoa; Chordata; Lepidosauria; Squamata; Lacertidae. The record is from the annotation of a GenBank genome assembly.